CAUUAAUCCACAAAUUAUUUAUACCUGAAUCACAUUUAAGGCAGAUACAAAACAUUGCAUGAAGGAAUGUGAUGCCUAUAAAAUACCUAUAAAAGUAACCUUAUUCUACUUAACUUGCUUCAUAUAUAAGAAGGUUGAAGUCAAAGAGACACUUGCAGUUUACUUUCUUAAGAAGAAACAUUUCCAAUUCUUCAUAUAACUCAAUCAGAGAUCAACAUGAAGCAUCAAGGCAGCUACUCUUCUUCUGGAUCCCUCAGGGUAGGCCACAGCUCUAGAGGCCAUUGUUCCUCUGGUAGCAUCUCUUCACUUCAUCAUGGAAGCUCCAAUACACUUCACCAUAAGAGCUUCAGCUGCUCUAAUACUGGUGGUUCCUAUAAAUCAUCCAGCCACCUUGGAGGAAACUCAAAACUAUCUAUCAGUUCAUCUGCUGGUCUUGCACAUGGAGGUGGAAGUGGCCAUGGUGGCCUUACAAGUAAUCUCAAGAGUUCUAACAACCACGCUCAUAACCUACUUCGUAUUAAUGAGAAAGAUACAAUGAGGGCUCUGAAUGAGCGUCUUGCCUCCUAUUUAGACAAGGUCCAUUCGCUGGAGCAGGAGAAUGCUGAGCUGGAAAGGAAGAUUUGUGAAUGGUAUGCAAACAAUGCCCCAAGCUCACUCCCUGACUCCAGUGAGUACUAUAGGACUAUUCAGGAGCUCCAGAACCAGGUAAAACAAGACCUGUAUGAGUUUAUCUCCAAUGUGGUCAGUUGUAGGAUGAUCUUACCUACAAUGCAUGUUUUAACGAGUUAAAGUAAACUUGUCAGUCAAUAAAAUAUCCAGACCAAAGUGUUUUAAACCCUGAAAAUACGACUGUAGACAUGACUGUACAAUAGAGAUAUAGAAAUGUUAAAUAUUCUACAAUAUUUUAUACACAUUACAUGAGAAAAUAUAUUAUAUGCACUGCAUACAUUUCAUUCUGACUUGAACUAAACCAAUAUAUAUGCCAUUAAAGAUUUAUUCUAAUGUGGUUAUUUGUUGGGUGAUCCUACUUACAAUGUAUGUUUUAAUGACUUACCUUCUUAAUAAACGUACCAUACUGUAAAAUAAUUCUAGUCCUAAAAGUUUAUGUAGAAUUGACUGUAUAAUUGAGAUACAGAGAUGUUCAAAACUGUUUUAUAUAACUUAUAUAAUAAAAAUUGUUAUAUACACUAUAUGAAUAGUAUGAUGUUGUUACAUUCAAGAAUGCAGCAUUUCAAAUUCUGAAUACAGAGCCUUAAAAUUCGCAUGUGGUUCAGCUUUUCUCAGAUAGAAAAUAUAAUAUCAGUGUGUAUAAUCAACGGAACAUUUUCUCAUAACUUUAGUUAUAGUCAAAUAUAGUUCACGGAGACCAAAAUGUUUAAGCAAAAGAAGUAAUAUAAAUUAUUUUUAGAGAUUAAUUGAGAAUGACUUUGCUUACCAGAUUUCUUCGGCGACAAUUAACAGUGGAAGGAUUGUCCUACAGAUAGAUAGCGCUCAACAAGCUUCAGAUGACUUCAGAAGCAGGUAAGUCUAUGAAGUUAUGAGAUUUAAAGAGACAAGUGAAGACUUUGCUUUAUACAGCUGUAGCAGCAUAUAUAUUGUAAAGGUGACUUUGUGUGGCAAAAUAUAAAUAUAAACAUAUAUUCAUCAAGUAUGGUGUUUAGUAUUAAAUGAAUAAUUAAAAAACACAAUAUUAAAAAAAAUCUAAAAAGCUCUAAUUUCUCACAAACAAACCUAUUUUUAUAUUGUUACAGCAAAACAUUCAGCAUAGAAUUGUACAUAACUUUAGUUUAAUGUAAAUUCUCUCGAGUCAACGAUGAGGUCUACCAGCACUUAAGUAACUGCUUUAGAAAUGUUCUUACUAAGUUUUCAGUUGAGGAAAGUUAGUGCAGUAGCUGUACACUUUCUUAUGUGUUCUAUUAAGGUGUCUAUUAUGUUUGAUUGUAAGCAUUAGUUUUGUCUAGUAUUGUUUUAACUGUUAGAAACCAUAACUUCUUUGGUGGAUUUUCUUUUGUUGUCUGUGUCUUUGUUUUUCUAAAAUGUCCACUUUGUAAAAUAGAGUUACGACCAUAGGUUAGAAUAUAGUGUUGACCUUUAUGGUAAACUAUUGGCUAAUUUAGGAUUAUCAAGGCAUUAUAAUUUAUCCAUAACUAUUUCUCUAUAUUGUUGCAUGCCGUGUAAUCACAGUACAAUAUAUUGUAAAUACCUUUACCCAAUCCUUUGCUAACUGCACAUGGCAUUGCCGUAGUAAUCAUCAAGUUGCGUUUUUGGCAUGUUAUUCCAUACCGGAAAAAAUACUUUCAACCAGCGUUAAAUUGAAAAGUGAUAAAGAGUUGAUGCCAUGCCUAUUCUCAAAACUGAUUAUAUAAUAUAGUGUGCUCUUUUAUUAUUAUUAUCAAUUUAGGUGUGAGAUGGAGAUAAACACAAGGAACAAUGUGGAUGGAGAUACUGGUUCUUCGAGAAGAGUCUUACAACAAAUUAACAACGAAGUGCAAACCUUAUCCGGAGAAGUCCAAGGUCUCCAGCAAGAACUUUUCCAGAUGAGGAACAACCAUUCAGGGGUAAAGUGGAAAGAUGUCAAUGGCCUAUUAUUAUAAUUUAUUAAAACACUACUGAGAACAAAGAUGUAUUUGGAAUAAUUACAGGACUUCAAAUGUCAAGUCAUAAGCUACUAGCCAGGCCUCAAAAGUUUUUUGCCACUGUAGCCUAGAGAAUCCUUGGCACUUUUACCAGUGGUAACUUUGUACGAUGCAGGGCUAAAUUUUUACUACGAAUGUCCAGUUAAUUUUUUUCCAUUAAUUAAUAAAAGUGAACAGUUUUGGGGAUCUCUUUCUUACAUACAUUGUGUGUGUUUGUUUACACAUUCAAACCUAAGGGUCAUUUAUUUCUUUAUAAAUUACUUUAAAAUCUUUCUUUCACGUCUUACCCUAGUCCUUUGUCUUUUUCAAAGGAAGUGGAUGGUCUGCGUGCUCAACUUGGAACCAGAGUCAACGUAGAAAUGAAUGCUGCGCCAUCCAUCGACCUGAACAGAGCUCUAUCUGAGCUCAGAGAAGAAUAUGAAAAUAUGAUGGAGAGGAACCUCAGGGAAGUCGAGGGCAUGUUCUUGGCAAGGGUAAUUUUAACCAUAAUAUCAUGGAGCAACUAGCUGACAGUAAACUAUAACACUAAAACUAUAGACCCAUACCAGAUUGGUAAGAACAGUAUUAUAUUUUUACGUGAAAUGUUUUUUUCUUGCAGAGUGCAGAACUGGACAGUGAGAUGUCUUUAGGAGCCGUACAAUUGCAGUCAGUUAAUAAUGAUAUCAUUGAUUCGAAGCGGUCUUUACAGACCCUGGAGAUCGAGCUGCAGAGCCACCUAAGCAUGGUAUGUCAGCAUGAAUUAAAAUAUGUAAACAUAUAUAAAGCAACACCAUGACUAUAUUCCGCAUUUGCAGUUUUAAUUGGUUCUAAUAAUGCUUUAUUGACUACAAAGUAACUUGUGUAAGUCUUUAGUUUAAGAAAGUUUACCAUUGGCAAUUUUUUAUGUCACCAAGUUGUGCCAGUAAUAGUAACUGCACUUGUGUCUUUUACAUGAUGUGCAUUUUAUAUAAGUAAUAAUUGUGGAGAUAAAAUAAAAUCCUUUUAUAAUAUGAUAUUUAACAAGUCCUGCUAUUUUUGGAGGUUGACUACAUACAGUUUGGUUUAAUUGUGUUUUCGAUGAUGACCUUCUAGUUUAUGCUGAAUGCUUUCCCGAGAAAUGUUACCAUUGCUGUAUAGCAAAUUAUAUCUCAUUCAUAUAUAAAAGAUUAAAGGCAUGUUGCAUGUUAACUCUCAAUUUUAAGAGUUACUUAAUGUCUUUGCACUGAAUCUCCCAAAAUUUCUGGGUGAGCAUUUUAUUAGACAACGCAAAAAUGUAUCAAUGUGUAGUGGUGAUACUCGUCAACCUUUACUUUCAACAUUUGUGAUCUAUUGUGAGUGCACUACAAUAUAUCCAACCAUUGACACACAACACAAAGAAGCAAAGCCAGCUAUUUUAACUAAUAUCAUCAUGAUGGAAUAUGGGAAUGUUUCGAACUUUUAAAUAUAUUAAACAAUAGUACAAUAAUAUGAUGUAAAAAAUAAAUCCCUGAAUAAAGGAUCAUAUACUUAUUUAGUUAAGUAAUAUUGCUGUGUCAUCAUUGGCAGAAAUCAGCUCUAGAGGGCACCUUAUCAGAGACGGAGGCAACGUUUGGUUCUCAGCUUUCCCAGUUACAAUGCAUGAUUGAUAACAUUGAAGGUCAGCUGACACAGAUCCGAUCUGACCUAGAACAACAGAAUCAUGAAUACCAAGUUCUCAUGGACCAGAAGACCCAUCUAGAGAUGGAAAUCAACACCUAUAGACAUCUGCUGGAUGGACAUGACAUUCAGUGCGUAUUACAAUUUUUUGUCAAAUUUAGUUGUUAAGUAUUCAGAUCAAAAAAGGAGAGGAAAAACGAAAUAAUGCUGGUUUAAGUGUAGUCAUCAUGCUGGAAAAGUUGACAAAACCUGGCUAUUGAUAUAUCUUCAUAUUCAUGUAUAACACCAAUACAUGGGCACUUACCUACAUUAAUGAGUAUACAGUCACAAGUGAGCUUAAUAAACACUAUAAUAUUUUAGCUUAUAGAACAUAAUGUAAAAUAUAAUAUUUGUAACUGAGGUGGGCAGUUAAAUGUUUGUAUUAAUUGAACAGAUGAGAUAGGUGACUGAGAGAGACAACUAAGGAGGAGAUAAUUAUUAGUCUUAAAGAAAUUAUAAAAUGGGGUUUCACAGAAGGUAUAUGUGCAUAGAUGGGUUUUGGGGUACAUAAAAUUAUAAAUGAGGUGGAUGAUUAGAUAGUUUGUUUUAAUAUUAGGGUUUAAAAGGAAGAAGAUGUGCAACUAGGAAGAAUCCAGGAAGUUGGUGGUAAGGAUGUAAAUAAAGCAGAGAUGAUGAGCGUAGUUUACAUAGUAGAUUAAUAAGAAGACGAAGGGAAGUGCAACAUACUAAUCAGAAGUGGCCAAAACAUAGAUCCCCACCUGUUACAUAACCACAGAUCACAUGUUGCUUUACUAAUUGUAAGUUUGACAGUGCAUCAUUGGGAUUAUAUGUCCGCAAUAGCUGGGCAUCCAGUUUCUGGAUGCACCUUUUUUAGAGGGAUAUUUUUUUACUAGUUAAAGCAUUAUUAAUUAGUUUAUUAGUAAUCCUGAAUGCAUAUUACGAAGUAUGAAGUACUAAGUACCGAAACAUUUUGAUGUUAAGGCAAUGAAAUAUGUGCUGCUCUAUAUUUCAGUUAAUUUCACCUAAGGUAAUUGUGUAUUUUUGAUAACAAAUAUAAUACACACCUCUCUCAUAUCAGUUCUUCUAAACAUCUCUAAAUCUUUUCACAGUAUUGCCAAUCAUACCAGUUCUGGAGGUGAGUAAUAUACAUCACAAUAAAAAAAUUACAUUUGCAAGGAAAAUGCUUAGCUAUGUAUUGCAAUGAUAUUUGAUAUUUCUAAAUCUUGCCUAUUGAUCCAACUGUUAUACAGUAUAAAGGGAAUCAACACAGUAAAGGAGGAGACUAUAUUUAAAAGAAGAAAAACUACCACAACAAGAGGACAUAGUCUUAAAUUAGAGGGACAAAGGUUUAAAAAUAAUAUCCGGAAGUAUUACUUUACUGAGAGGGUAAUUCAUGCAUGGAAUAGCCUUCCAGCUGAAGUGGUAGAGGUUAACACAGUGAAGGAGUUUAAGCAUGUGUGGGAUAGGCAUAAGGCUAUCCUAACUAUAAGAUAAGGCCAGGGACUAAUGAAAGUAUUUAGAAAAUUGGGAAGACUAGAUGGGCCGAAUGGUUCUUAUCUGCCGUCACAUUCUAUGUUUCUAUUACUUUCUUAAGAUUGAAUCAACCCAAAAAUAAAAGAUGUAAUAAAGUCUGUGUGCCCAUCUAAUUUUUCCACGUCUGCUCUGUUCUAGCAUCCCAUCACAACAAGUGCAAGUAAUGGCCGUGUGCUUCUCAAUAAGCUCUUGAUGCCUCUCUAGAAAAAGAAUAACAUGAAUUGAAUCAUUAUGAAAUCAACUUCUCUGGAAUUAGCAAUCUGCCUUUAUUGUCUUUCUUUAAUUCCCUCUCCAUUCCUAAACUGAUACUGAUUAAAUGCAAGUGAAAAUCCAACACAAAAUAUAUUAGCUAUGUGUACAAGUGAAACUGAUAUUGUUCUGAAUUAUUGGACACUGUUUGUGUCAUAUUGUUACUGAAAAAAAUAGAACUCAUCUACAGCUUGUAUAUCAAUACAAUAUUUACAAUGACUUUAUGCAGCUUUAUCGAAGGAUGGUGUUGAGUGGUUUGCCUGGCAAAUAUUAUAUGAAAGAACAUUUGAAUUUCCAAGUACUGAAAGCAUUUUAUAACUGUUUCACGAAAAUAAAAUUCUAAGACAAUGUUGAUCUGCUGCAUAUUUUUUUGUAAACUAGUAUUUUACUAAUAUUGUAAAGCGCUGCGGAUUACGUGGGCGCUAUAUAUAUGCCAAAAAUAAUAAUGAAAUAUUAAUAAUAUAUUUAUCGUUUGGAUUUAAGUUUUGUGGGAACUUUUGGACUGUAUUGCAAUUACAACUUUAUUGUAACUCAAUCUACAAUUAAUUUAAAAUAAAUAAUUUUUCUUUGUCUUCUGCAAACCCGGUGGUGUAUUUGUAUUUUGUAUUACGAAAGCUAAAAGCUGUUGGAUUCUCAGCUUUUCAAAUAUUUUAGAAUUGAAUUGCCUGAAUUUAGCUAGUAAUAUUUGUUUUCACUACUGUUUGGAGUUGAAUGAAUAAACCCCUCAAACCCACACACAUUAUUGCACUGCUGGAACAAUAAAACACAAACUAUAGUCAGUUUCUGAAAAUAUAUUUACUGUGCUAAGAAUUACAAUUAAGACAGAUCAACUUUAAAUGUUAAGAAUAUUUAUAGUGUACAAAACAAACAAAUAAACAACAACAACAAAAAACAAAUCUACCUCCACUACAGGCAAUGUAGACUGUGAAAUGUACAACAUCUUGGAAACAUUGUAAAAAAUAGUUUAUUGGUUUGAUAUUUUUGAGAACGGCUAACGUAGGUAUUCACAAAAGUCAGAAUUCAAAGUGAAUUUAGAAUUUAAGGUUAAAAUCCCCCCAACUGGACGCUUGCUGUGAAUCCAGUUUGGUUACUUUGGCCUAACAUUUGAAAUCCAUUCACUUUGAAGUCUCACAUUUGGGAAUAACCCUGUAAGAGUAACUAAAUAACGUAGGAAUUCAUGAAUUGCAGAUAUACAAACAAAGCAUAUUUUAAUUUUGUAAACAUCAGUUUAUCGGUUAUCGAUUUGUUUAAAUGUGACAACAUUCUCUAAAAUAUCAUUUUAAUUCUAAGAAAAAAAAGUCUGUUUAUAUUACCAAUAUAUAAUAUUCAUCUGUGAUGAUAAAUAUAAAAAUAUAUUAAAAAAAUAUAUAUAAUUUGAGAACGACAUAAUUGGUUUGUAUAGUUAUAUUUAUGUGUUUUAGUGUUGCAUGGGAGAGCAUCACAUUGUUUUGGUCUCUGCUGUGGCUCACCUAAUAGAAAUAGGUGGAGACCUAUCAUCAAGCCCCUACUUCAGGGAUAGGAACCCUUCGACAUUCCAUAUGACGUGCACUACAUCUCCCGUAAUACUCCUACAGCCAUGAUGCUGGCAAAGCAUCAGGGGGAUGUAGUCUGUAACAUCUGAAGUGCUGAAGGAUGUCUAUCCCUACUUAGUAUCUUAGCGUCACAGGUGACCUAAAAUUUUUAUUCCUUUAUUAUGUUUUCUUAAUAAAGGGACAAAUGUCUUUGUCAGUGUAAUGAAGCCACACAGCUCUCUCUAAUUGCUCUAACAGCUUACAGCAAAUAUAUGUACUGACAACAUGGAAAAUAAGUCAGUCACAUUGGACUGCAUGAAUGAAUGAUGGUAACUGAAAAGAAUAUUAUUGCCAACUUCUAAUCGAUAAAAACAACAAAAAUCCAAAGGAAGCAUCAUAUGUUGCAUGGGCACCUUUGAUGCAUGUUGGGAAAUGAUAAUGGGUAUCUUCAAAACGUUUUGGCCCAUACUAGUGUCAUGGGCAAAUGCAAAUAUUACAAGUUUUAGAAUGAACUGUUGUAUUUCUUAAACUGUGUACUUUGUCUUAAAGAGAUAUUGCAAACUGACAAGGUGGUAGAAAUGGAACAUAUUGUUUUUCAUAACUGUUUCUUUAGGCAAUAACCUCUUACCUACCUACAGUGCAUAAUAUGUUUGCGCCAUUUUGUCCCAGACGAAUUACAAUAACAAUAAUGCUUAAGCAAGCUUCAAGUCUAUGCUACGACUCUUUCAGUAUGCAACAUACUGUGGUAACCUUAGUAGAUAAGGAUGUUCAGACAUUAAGAUGGCAUCUUGAAUUAAGUCAGGAAAAUUUACAUGACAUAUGCACCCUUUAGAUAUGGCCUUGUAUGUUUGCCAAAUUAAGGGAGGUCCUAAAACGAAUCAAGUAAAAGAAGUGUUACUUUUUCAUAUAUGAACUACAGUAACCCUAAAAUGGAGACACCUAAGGUAUAAAUAGGUGUACUUUUAAAUGUUAAGGAACAGAGGAGAGACUUGGAGACAGACGCAGCUCCAUCUUAAAAUGACAGAGAGGCUGACAUGAUGACAUGUUCAGAAGGGUAUGAAGGGUAUGUUAACCUAUUAAUGAUAUUUGCAAGCAUUUAAUUUAAUCUUAUAAACUCUGCUAUAAUGGAUUUUAUAUAUCUAUAUUUAUAUUUUUAUAUAAUAAAUACAAAAAAGACAAAACUUUAUUGCUUCCAAGACAAUCCUUAUUUUAUAUUGUAUUCACAAUUAUUUAUAUAUGUUAAAUAGAGGAUCACUUGCACUAACGAUAUAAAAUUAUAGCUAAGAUAUCUGUAUGGUAAGCCCUGCUAAGUUCUAUGCUUUAAGACCUUAUAGUGGUAAAUAAGGGAACCAGCCGCGGUUACACUAGUAUCAGAUAGACACCUUAAGGAUGUCGUGACACCUCAUCCAUCUAUUACGGAACGCAGAUGGAGAAAUUUGAGAAACUUUUUGUUACCCAGUCAUCUCCCCGCUAGUGCCACCUCAGGUCACCCUAAAAAAUACUUACCAGCGGGCUCCUAACAAUGUGGUCAUUGUAGUGCAUGUCCCUUUAUCAACAGACAUUAUAAGGCCUACUCCAGUAGCAACAAUAUGGAAAUGUAUAGAUCACACUCUUUCUUUAGUUGUUGCACCAUUGGAAUAGUCUAUUUACUGACAUGUUCUUGUGGCCUGAUGUAUGUGUAAGACAUUUUGCAUAUUUAAAUACAGAAUCCAGGAACACAUUAAUUCAAUAUGGAGAUGUCUGGAAACCCCAAUUUCCAGGCAUCUACAUCACCAUCAUGACCACUCCUCAGCUCUUAUUUAUGAGUCUGGAACAUGUACCUCAACCAACGCGUAAAGGGGUUGGUACAUUACACUUUGUCAGAGAGAGGCGUUCUGAAUUUAUAGGUCAAAAACACUAUCGCCACAGUGAUUAAAUAAAGGGUUUUCUUACUCCCCCUUCAUAUGAUACAGGGACUGAUUCUGUGACUAUGUGGGUUUUUAUUGUAAGCUAGUAUGCUAUACAACAAUUGUUGUCUAAACCUUUUUUAACCUUUUUAGUUACUUGCACUUUUUAAUUGGUGUCUUUAAUCACUAAUUUUGCUCUCAUCUAAAUAUGUAUAAUGAUGACUGACUACUUGUGACAUUAUAGUAGUUCAUGUAUUCUUCAGUGGCUCUUUAUACCACUUUAUGUAACAUUUAUUAUAGAUACUCAACUUACAGCUUAUACUUAUGAUUACAUAUGGGAGGUACCUUCUAAUGGGUCAACCCACGUUGGCACUAUUCAUCCAUAAUGCAUUCACCCAUCAUGUAUUCCUCUUGUGCCUGCCUUAUAAUCAUUUCAAGUAAUGGUAUUAACCCUUCUUUACAGCUAACUAGGACAUAAUAUAACUUUCUUUUCGUUGUGGUAUAAACAAGGGUAUAAAAUAUUGUGGUAACUGCCUGCUAUGUAUGUUGGUUUGCAGCAAUCGCAUGUGGGCAGUGCUUGAUGAUGGGAUGUCCCAUCCCAUUACUAUUGAACAGACCCACUCUGCGCACGUCACGGAUGCUGCCCACGUCCCACGUUGGGUCGGACCUAUGACGCUGCAUACUGACGUCUCCUGUGCAGACAGUUCGAUAUGGAUGCUGCUUUCCUGUAAUGGAUAGUGUGAACAAAUAUUGCCUAAUUGGCCUACAGCUAUGCUAGUCACAGGUGGUGAAUGCCUAUUGGUGGUCUUCCCAACCCCAUUGAUUAUACACCUCCCUAUUAGGUCUGGCUACACUUCAAGUAAGGGGAUUGGAUGAGACAUCGUUGUGCACCGCCCCCUGACCAGCUGAUUCUGUUAUGGCUCAUUGUUUAUAUGGUAUUUAAACAGACUACUGGAUGAGACAGACUACUUUUCCCCUGACGUCGGCAUUGUAUCACACCGAAACGCGCGUCAGGCUCUUUUACUAUUUUCAAUUAUGCACUUAUUUUCACGUUAGGUAGCACUUCGCCUUUUCUUUGAGUUAUCUCUGCAGGGUCUAUGGUUUAGGUACGCAUUCUUUCUGAGUGAUAUGCAGACAAUUCCCUUUUGUCCCCAUCUAGCCUUUGACAGUACCUGUAUAUUAGCAGGAUAUCUAACCAGAGUGGAGUUACUUUUGUGCCUCUCAUCUGUCCUAUAGGGAUACCCUCUACCUGGCAUUCAGACACUGUCUUUCCUAUUUAGGACCCCUAGUUAGAUAUAGUGGCUCUAUGUUAUAGUCUUGAUAAAGGUUUUUAAUUCAAUUUAUUUUGGUUUUGCUACUAUACUAUUUUAGAUUGUACACUUUCUCAUACUGCCCCUCUUUUGGGAGUGGAUGAGUGAACGAUAGCUAGUGCCUGCAUGUAAUGCAAAAUAAAUGAAAGGGUGGUCAUUUAACGAUGAGUUUAUCAAGCAGGCUUGGGGUUUUCCUCUUCAGUCUACCCACACUGGAACAGGAAUGUGCAAAUUACACAGUAUAUCAGAAUCAGAAAUAGUGAAACUCUCUAUACCAGUGGUCUCAAUUCAAAUUACUUGGGGGUCACUGGCCUAGUAAUCCUUUCACAUGAGGGCAGCUUGUAAAAAUCACAAAUCACAAAAUUGCAAAGAAACAUAAGUAACCACAGCCGGUUCCCCUAUUUACCACUAUAAUGUCAGGGCUAACCAUACAGAUAUCUUAGCCAUAAUAUUAUAUAGUUUGUAAGAGUUUCUCUAUUUAAAAUAUAUAAAUAAUUGAGAAUUCAAUAUAAAGACAGAGACAAGCCCAUAAUUGUAUGGGGAACUGAACGUAACGACAGAAGGCUAAGUGAGGCCUUGUGAAAUUGAGGUAAUCGUAACGAUGUAUGUCAGGAACAAGGUCGACAAUCAGAAUUUUUAAACGUGGUAAUUUGACGGCAAAGAAACGCGGCCAUCUUUGGAAGGUCUGAUGUACCUUCAUAGAGAAUAACGGCACGGUGGACAUCUUGCAGGAGGCGGAUAUACUCAGAUGAUUGCCGGAAACACUCCAUAUAUGGCGAAGAGGACAGACCAUCAAUCCACAGCUGUUAAUAUUUGUAAUGUAAUUAUAUUUAUUAUGUAUACUAAAUAAGAAGGUUGUGGCACUAGUUAUGAUAUGCACCUGAGGGAUACCUAUUGGGUCGAAACGCGUUGUGCUCUAUUUUAUUUUAUUUUGUUUCAAAAAAAGUAUUUACCUUUUAACCACUUUGCAACCUGGUUCCUGAUUUUAAUAAUGGACAUGGACUACUCUAAGAGACCAACAUUUAACAGUCCAUAUUGCAUUUAUGGUGUAUUUUGCUGCAUGAAUCACUGCUUCUCUGUGACAAGUCUAGUAUAUCCAUGUGUUCCUCAUGAAAAAAAAAAAUAUAUAUAUAUUUUUUAUUCAUUUGGCUGUCAACUUUCAAGUUCCUUAUUCUUGUGCUUCAAGUGAAGAACUGUUUAAUUCAGCCACUUUCUAUUUGUUUUAUUGUUGUCCAUCUGUCACUAUCUCAACAAAUGUAUAAUCCCUUUGAUCAGUUAAUUCAAGUCUGUGUCUGGUGUAGUCUGCAUGCAUCAGAUAUCAACUAUGUUGCUCCAAGAGCCAAACUACAAAAGCUCGGUAUGACAAGGUGUGAUGAUCUAUACCUUUGAUGUACAUUUAUAAUAUAAAUUAGUAUAUUAAUAAUUGUAUUCACCACCUGUAAGCGUUCUCAUUAAUCCACAAAUUAUUUAUACCUGAAUCACAUUUAAGGCAGAUACAAACAUUGCAUGAAGGAAUGUGAUGCCUAUAAAAUACCUAUAAAAGUAACCUUAUUCUACUUAACUUGCUUCAUAUAUAAGAAGGUUGAAGUCAAAGAGACACUUGCAGUUUACUUUCUUAAGAAGAAACAUUUCCAAUUCUUCGUAUAACUCAAUCAGAGAUCAACAUGAAGCAUCAAGGCAGUUACUCUUCUUCUGGAUCCCUCAUGGUAGGCCACAGCUCUAGAGGCCAUUGUUCCUCUGGUAGCAUCUCUUCACUUCAUCAUGGAAGCUCCAAUACACUUCACCAUAAGAGCUUCAGCUGCUCUAAUACUGGUGGUUCCUAUAAAUCAUCCAGCCACCUUGGAGGAAACUCAAAACUAUCUAUCAGUUCAUCUGCUGGUCUUGCACAUGGAGGUGGAAGUGGCCAUGGUGGCCUUAAAAGUAAUCUCAAGAGUUCUAACAACCACGCUCAUAACCUACUUCGUAUUAAUGAGAAAGAUACAAUGAGGGCUCUGAAUGAGCGUCUUGCCUCCUAUUUAGACAAGGUCCAUUCGCUGGAGCAGGAGAAUGCUGAGCUGGAAAGGAAGAUAUGUGAAUGGUAUGCAAACAAUGCCCCAAGCUCACUCCCUGACUCCAGUGAGUACUAUAGGACAAUUCAGGAGCUACAGAACCAGGUAAAACAAGACAUGUAUGAGUUUAUCUCCAAUGUGGUCAGUUGUAGGAUGAUCUUACCUACAAUGUAUGUUUUAAUGAGUUAAAGUAAACUUGUGAUUCAAUAAAAUAUCCAGACCAAAGUGUCUGCAAACCCUGAAAAUACGACUGUAGACAUGACUGUAUAAUAGAGAUAUAGAAAUGUUAAAUAUUCUACAAUGUUUUAUAUACAUUACAUGAGAAAAUAUAUUGUAUACACUGUAUACAUUUCAUUCUGACUUGAACUAAACCAAUAUAUAUGCCAUUAAAGAUUUCUUCUAAUGUGGUUAUCCUACUUACAAUGUAUGUUUUAAUGACUUAAUAAACGUACCAUUCUGUAAAAUAAUUCUAGUCCUAAAAACUCAUGUAGAAUUUACUGUAUAAUUGAGAUACAGAGAUGUUCAAAACUGUUUUAUAUAACUUAUAUAAUAAAAAAAUUUAUAUACACUAUAUAAAUAGUAUGAUGUUGUUACAUUCAAGAAUGCAGCAUUUCAAAUUCUGAACACAGAGCCUUAAAAAUCGCAUGUGGUUCAGCUUUUCUCACAUAGAAAAUAUAAUAUCAGUGUGUAUAAUCAACAGAACAUUUUCUUAUGACUUUAGUUAUAGUCAAAUAUAGUUCAUGGAGACCAAAAUGUUUAAGCAAAAGAAGUAAUAUAAAUUAUUAGAGAUGAAUUGAUAAUGACUUUGCUUACCAGAUUUCUUCGGCAACAAUUACCAGUGGAAGGAUUGUCCUACAGAUAGAUAGAGCUCAACAAGCUUCAAAUGACUUCAGAAGCAGGUAAGUCUAUGAAGUUAUGAGAUUUAAAGGAACAAGUGAAGACUUUGCUUUAUACAACUGUAGCGGCAUAUAUAUUGUAAAGGUGACUUUGUGUGGCAAAAUAUAAAGAUAAACAUAUAUUCAUCAAGUAUGGUGUUUAGUAUUAAAUGAAUAAUUAAAAAACACAAUAUAAAAAAAAAAUCUAAAAAGCUCUAAUUUCUCACAAACAAACCUAUUUUUAUAUUGUUACAGCAAAACAUUCAGCAUAGAAUUGUACAUAACUUUAGUUUAAUGAAAAUUCUCUCGAGUCAACGAUGAGGUCUACCAGCACUGAAGUAACUGCUUUAGUAAUGUUUUUACUAAGUUUUCGGUUGAGGAAAGUUAGUGCAGUAACUGUAAACUUUCUUAUGUGUUCUAUUAAGGUGUCUAUUAUGUUUGAUUGUAAGCAUUAGUUUUGUCUAGUAUGGUUUUAACUAUUAGAAGCCAUAAGUUCUUUGGUGGAUUUUCUUUUGUUGUCUGUGUCUUUGUUUUUCUUAAAUGUCCACUUUGUAAAAUAGACUGAGUUACGACCAUAGGUUAGAAGAUAGUGUUGACCUUUAUGGUAGACUAUUGGCUAAUUUAGGAUUAUCAAGGCAUUAUAAUGUAUCCAUAACUAUUUCUCUAUAUUGUUGCAAGCCGUGUAAUCACAAUACAAUAUAUUGUAAAUACCUUUACACAAUCCUUUACUAACUGCACAUGGCAUUGCCGUAGUUAUCAUCAAGCUACGUUUUGUCAUGUUAUUCCAUACAGAAAAAAAUACUUUCAACCAGCAUUAAAUUGAAAAGUGAUAAAGAGUUGAUGCCAUGCCUAUUCUCAGAAUUGAUUAUAUAAUGUAGUGUGCUCUUUUAUUAUUAUUAUCAAUUUAGGUGUGAGAUGGAGAUAAACACAAGGAACAAUGUGGAUGGAGAUACUGGUUCUUCGAGAAGAGUCUUACAACAAAUUAACAAUGAAGUGCAAACCUUAUCCGGAGAAGUCCAAGGUCUCCAGCAAGAACUUUUCCAGAUGAGGAACAACCAUUCAGGGGUAAAGUGGAAAGAUGUCAAUGGCCUAUUAUUAUAAUUUAUUAAAACACUACUGAGAACAAAGAUGUAUUUGGAAUAAUUACAGGCCUUCAAAUGUCAAGUCAAAAGCUACUAGCCAGGCCCCAAAAGUUUUUUGCCACUUCAGCCUAGAGAAUCCUUGGCACUUUUACCAAUGGUAACUUUGUACAAUGCACGGCUAAAUUUUUACUACGAAUGUCCAGUUAAUUUUUUUCCAUUAAUUAAUAAAAGUGAACAGUUUUGGGGAUCUCUUUCUUACAUACAUCGUGAGUGUUUGUUUGCAAAUUCAAACUUAAGGGUUAUUUAUUUCUUUAUAAAUUACUUUACAAUCUUUCUUUCACGUCUUACCCUCGUCCUAUGUCUUUUUCAAAGGAAGUGGAUGGUCUGCGUGCUCAGCUUGGAACCAGAGUCAACGUAGAAAUGAAUGCUGCUCCAUCCAUCGACCUGAACAGAACUCUAUCUGAGCUCAGAGAAGAAUAUGAAAAUAUGAUGCAGAGGAACCUCAGGGAAGUUGAGGGCAUGUUCUUGGCAAGGGUAAUUCUAACCAUAAUAUCAUGGAGCAACUAGCUGACAGUAAACUAUAACACUAUAACUAUAGAUCCAUACCAGAUUGGUAAGAACAGUAUUAUAUUUUUACGUGAAAUUUUUUUUUCUUGCAGAGUGCAGAACUGGACCGUGAGAUGUCUUUAGGAGCCGUACAAUUGCAGUCAGUUAAUAAUGAUAUCAUUGAUUCAAAGCGGUCUUUACAGACCCUGGAGAUCGAGCUGCAGAGCCACCUAAGUAUGGUAUGUCAACAUGAAUUAAAAUAUGUAAACAUAUAUAAAGCAACACCAUGACUAUAUACCGCAUUUGCUGUUUUAAUUGGUUCUAAUAAUGCUUUAUUGACUACAAAGUCACUUGUGUCAGUCUUUAGUUUAAGAAAGUUUACCCUUGGCAAUUUUUAUGUCUCCAAGUUGUGCCAAUAAUAGUAACUGCACUUGUGUCUUUUACAUGAUGUGCAUUUUAUAUAAGUAAUAAUUCUGGAGAUAAAAUAAAAUCCUUUUAUAAUAUGAUAUUUAACAAGUCCUGCUAUUUUUGGAGGUUGACUACAUACAGUUUGGUUUAAUUGUGUUUUCAAUGAUGACCUUUUAGUUUAUGCUGAAUGCUUUCUCGAGAAAUGUUUCCAUUGCUGUAUAGGAAAUUAUAUCUCAUUCAUAUAUAAAAGAUUAAAGGCAUGUUGAAUGUUAACUCUCAAUUUUAAGAGUAACUUAAUGUCUUUGCACUGAAUCUCCCAAUAUUUCUGGGUGAGCAUUUUAUUAGACAAUGCAAAAAUGUAUCAAAGUGUAGUGGUGGUACUCGUCAACCUUUACUUUCAACAUUUGUGAUCUAUUGUGAGUGCACUACAAUAUAUCCAACCAUUGACACACAACUCAAAGAAACAAAGCCAGAUAUUUUAACUAAUAUCAUCAUGAUGGAAUAUGGGAAUGUUUCGAACUUUUAAAUAUAUUAAACAAUAGUACAAUAAUAUGAUGUAAAAAAUAAAUCCCUGAAUAAAGGAUCAUAUACUUAUUUAGUUCAGUAAUAUUGCUGUGUCAUCAUUGGCAGAAAUCAGCUCUAGAGGGCACCUUAUCAGAGACGGAGGCAACGUUUGGUUCUCAGAUCUCCCAGUUACAAUGCAUGAUUGAUAACAUUGAAGGUCAGCUGACACAGAUCCGAUCUGACCUAGAACAACAGAAUCAUGAAUACCAAGUUCUCAUGGACCAGAAGACCCAUCUAGAGAUGGAAAUCAACACCUAUAGACAUCUUCUGGAUGGACAUGACAUUCAGUGCGUAUUACAAUUUUUUGUCAAAUUUAGUUGUUAAGUAUUCAGCUCAAAAAAGGAGAAGAAAAACGAAAUAAUGCUGGUUUAUGUGUAGUCAUCAUGAUGGAAAAGUUGACAAAACCUGGCUAUUGAUAUAUCUUCAUAUUCAUGUAUAACACCAAUACAUGGGGCACUUACCUACAUUUAUGAGUAUACAGUCACAAGUGAGCAUAAUAAACACUAGAAUAGUUUAAAUGAAUAAGCUUAUAGAACAUAACGUAAAAUAUAAUAAUUGUAACUGAGGUGGGCAGUUAAAUGGUUAUAUUAAUUGAAUAGAUGAGAUAGGUGACUGAGGGAGACAACUAAGGAGGAGAUAAUUAUUGGUCGUAAAUAAAUUACAAAAUGGGGUUUCACAGAAGGUCAUAUACCUUCUGUGAAACCACAUUUUGUAAUUUAUUUACGACCAAUAAUUAGAUGGGUUUUGGAGUACAUAAAAUUAAAAAUGAGGUGGCUGAUUAGAUAGUUUGUUUUAAUAUUAGGGUUUAGAAGGAAGAAGAUGUGCAACUAGGAAGAAUCCAGGAAGUUGGUGGUAAGGAUGUAAAUAAAGCAGAGAUGAUGAGCGUAGUUUACAUAGUAGAUUAAUAAGAAGACGAAGGGAAGUGCAACAUGCUAAUCAGAAGUGGCCAAAACAUAGAUCCCCACCUGUUACAUAACCACAGAUCACAUGUUGCUUUACUAAUUGUAAGGUUGACAGUGCAUCAUUGGGAUUAUAUGUCCGCAAUAGCUGGGCAUCCAGUUUCUGGAUGCACCUUUUUUAGAGGGAUUUUUUUUUAAUAGUUAAAGCAUUAUUAAUUAGUUUAUUAGUAAUCCUGAACGCAUAUUACGAAGUAUGAAGUACUAAGUACCGAAGAAUGUUGAUGUUAAGGCAAUACAAUAUGUGCUUCUCUAUAUUACAGUUAAUUUCAGCUAAGGUAUUUGUGUAUUUUUGAUAACAAAUAUAAUACACACCUCUCUCAUAUCAGUUCUAAACAUUUCUAAAUCUUUUCACAGUAUUGCCGAUCAUACCAGUUCUGGAGGUGAGUAAUAUACAUCACAAUAAAAAAAAUACAUUUACAACGAAAAUGCUUAGCUAUGUAUUGCAAUGAUAUUUGAUAUUUCUAAACCUUGCUUAUUGAUCCAACUGUUAUACAGUAUAAAGGGAAUCAACACAGUAAAGGAGGAGACUAUAUUUAAAAGAAGAAAAACUACCACAACAAGAGGACAUAGUCUUAAAUUAGAGGGACAAAGGUUUAAAAAUAAUAUCCGGAAGUAUUACUUUACUGAGAGGGUAGUGAAUGCAUGGAAUAGCCUUCCAGCUGAAGUGGUAGAGGUUAACACCAGUGAAGGUGUUUAAGCAUGCAUGGGAUAGGUAUAAGGCUAUCCUAACUAUAAGAUAAGGCCAGGGACUAAUGAAAGUAUUUAGAAAAUUGGGCAGACUAGAUGGGCCGAAUGGUUCUUAUCUGCCAUCACAUUCUAUGUUUCUUUGUUUCUAUUACUUUCUUAAGAUUUAAUCAACCCAAAAAUAAAAAGAUGUAAUAAAGUCUGUGUGCCCAUCUAAUUUUUCCACGUCUGCUCUGUUCUAGCAUCCCAUCACAACAAGUGCAAGUAAUGGCCGUGUGCUUCUCAAUAAGCUCUUGAUGCCUCUCUAGAAAAAGAAUAACAUGAAUUGAAUCAUUAUGAAAUCAACUUCUCUGGAAUUAGCAAUCUGCCUUUAUUGUCUUUCUUUAAUUCCCUUUCCAUUUCUAAACUGAUACUGAUUAAAUGCAAGUGAAAAUCCAACACAAAAUAUAUUAGCUAUGUGUACAAGUGAAACUGAUAUUGUUCUGAAUUAUUGGACACUGUUUGCGUCAUAUUGUUCCUGAAAAAAAUAGAACUCAUCUACAGCUUGUAUAUCAAUACAAUAUUUACAAUGACUUUAUGCAGCUUUAUCGAAGGAUGGUGUUUAAUGGUUUGCCUGGCAAAUAUGAUAUGAAAUAACAUUAGAAUUUCCAAGUACUGAAAGCAUUUUAUAACUGUUUCACGAAAUUAUAAUUCUAAGACAAUGUUGAUCUGCUGCAUAUUUUUUUGUAAACUAGUAUUUUACUAAUAUUGUAAAGCGCUGCGGAUUACGUGGGCGCUAUAUAAAUGCCAAAAAUAAUAAUGAAAUAAUAAUAAUAUAUUUAUCGUUUGGAUUUAAGUUUUGUGGGAACUUUUAGACUGUAUUGUAAUUACAACUUUAUUGUAACUGAAUCUACAAUUCUUUUAAAAUAAAUCAUUUUUCUUUGUCUUCUGCAAACCCGGUGGUGUAUUUGUAUUUUGUAUUACGAAAGCUAAUGUUGGAUUCUCAGCUUUUCAAAUAUUUUAGAAUUGAAUUGCCUGAAUUUAGCUAGUAAUAUUUGUUUUCACUACUGUUUGGAGUUGAAUGAAUAAACCCCUGAAACUCACACACAUUAUUGCACUGCUGGAACAAUAAAACACAAACUAUAAUCAGUUUCUGAAAAUAUAUUUACUGUGCUAAUAAUUACAAUUAAGACAGAUCAACUUUAAAUGUUAAGGAUAUUUAUAGUGUACAAAACAAACAAAUAAACAACAACAAAAAACAAAUCUACCUCCACUACAGGCAAUGUAGACAGUGAAAUGUACAACAUUGGAAACACUGUAAAAAAGAGUUUAUUGGUUUGAUAUUUUUGAGAACGGCUAACGUAGGUAUUCACAAAAGUCAGAAUUCAAAGUGAAUUUAGAAUUUAAGGCUAAAAUCCCCCCAACUGGACGCUUGCUGUGAAUCCAGUUUGGUUACUUUGGCCUAACAUUUGAAAUCCAUUCACUUUGAAUUCUCACAUUUGGGAAUAACCCUGUAAGAGUAACUAAAUAACGUAGGAAUUCAUGAAUUGCAGAUAUACAAAAAAAGCAUAUUUUAAUUUUGUAAACAUCAGUUUAUCGGGUAUCGAUUUGGUUAAAUGUGACAACAUUCUAUAAAAUAUCAUUUUUUAAGAAAAAAACAGUCUGUUUAUAUUACCAAUAUAUAAUAUUCAUCUGUGAUGAUAAAUAUAAAAAUAUAUUAAAAAAAUAUAAUACUUGGCUUGUAUAGUUAUAUUUAUGUGUUUUAGUGUCGCAUGGGAGAGCAGCACAUUGUUUUGGUCUCUGCUGUGGCUCACCUAAUAGAAAUAGGUGGAGACCUAUCAUCAAGCCCCUACUUCAGGGAUAGGAACCCUUCGACAUUCCAUAUGACGUGCACUACAUCUCCCGUAAUACUCCUACAGCCAUGAUGCUGGAAAAGCAUCAGGGGGAUGUAGUCCGCAACAUCUGAAGUGCUGAAGGAUGUCUAUCCCUACUUAGUAUCUUAGGGUCACAGGUGACCUAAAAUUUUUAUUCAAUUAUUAUGUUUUCUUAAUAAAGGGACAGAUGUCUUUGUCAGUGUAAUGAAGCCACAUGGCUCUCUCUAAUUGCUCUAACAGCUUACAGCAAAUAUAUGUACUGACAACAUGGAAAAUAAGUCAGUCACACAUUGGACUGCAUGAAUGAAUGAUGGUAACUGAAAAAAAUAUUAUUGCCAACUUCUAAUCGAUGAAAACAACAAAAAUCCAAAGGUAGCAUCAUAUGUUGCAUGGGCACCUUUGAUGCAUGUUGGGAAAUGAUAAUGGGUAUCUUCAAAACGUUUUGGCCCAUACUAGUGUUAUGGGCAAAUGCAAAUAUUACAAGUUUUAGAAUGAAAUGUUGUAUUUCUUAAACUGUGUACUUUGUCUUUAAGAGAUAUUAACAGACUUUUCUAAAAUUAGAAUAUGGGUAGAGGAGUCAUUAUCAGACUGGAGCAAUUUAAAUGAAGUCCAAGAGAAUUGGGAUUAUUUAAAAGUUGCACUAUUGAAGGCAACAUAAAAUUGCAUUAGGCUUGUCAGUAAAAGCCAAAAAUUCAAGAAACCACUGUGGUACUCUGCAGAUGUGGCCAAAAUAGUUAAAAACUAAAAGUUAGCAUUUAGGAAUUAUAAAAAAAACCCAGAGUGAGGAAGACAAAAUGAUCUAUAAGAUUAGGCAGAAAGAGGCUAAGCAAGUUAUAAGAGCUUCCAAAUCACACACAGAAGAGAAAAUAGCACAGUCAGUAAAAAAGGGGGACAAAACAUUUUUAGAUACAUAAAUGAGAAAAGAAAAGUAAAACAAGGAUUAGUUAGAUUAAAAACAAAAGAAGGAAGGUAUGUAGAAGAGGAUAAAGGUCAGGCUGACUGCCUCAAUGAAUAUUUUUGUUCCGUAUUUACAGAUGAAAAUGAAGUAAAGGGACAUCAGUUAAGAAAAAGGAUAAAUGAGUCAUUUAUUACACGUGAGUUUACAGAGUAAGAGGUUCUAUUUCAACUGUCAAAAGUUAAGACAAAUAAGUCAAUGGGACCUCAUGGAAUACACCCAAAGCUAUUAAAAGAGCUUAGUGGUGUACUAGCAAAACCAUUAAUAGAUUCAUUUAACCAAUCAUUGUUAACAGGAGUAGUCUCAGAAGAUUGGAAGUUAGCGAAUGUUGUGCCCAUUUACAAGAAAGGUAGUAGGGAGGAGUCGGGCAACUAUAGGCCAGUAAGCCUUACUUCAGUAGUGGGGAAAGUGAUGGAAACCAUGUUAAAGGAUAGGAUUGUUGAACAUCUAAAAACACAUGGAUUUCAAGAUCAGAGACAACAUGGGUUUACUUUAGGGAGAUUAUGCCAAACUUAUCUGAUUGAUUUUUUUGAUUGGCUAACUAAAAUUAUAGAUCACGAUGGUGCAGUAGACAUUGCUUACCCAGAUUUCAGUAAGGCUUUUGACACUGUUGCACAUAGAAGGCUUAUCAAUAAACGGCAAUCUUUAAGUUUGGAUUCCAAUAUUGUUGAAUGGGUAAGGCAGUGGCUGAGUGACAGGCAACAGAGGGUUGUAGUUAAUGGAAUAUAUUCCAAGCUUGGACUUGUCACCAGUGGGGUACCUCAGGGAUCUGUACUUGGACCCAUUCUCUUUAAUAUUUUUAUUAGUGAUAUUGCAGAAGGUCUUGAUGGUAAGGUAUGUUUUUUUGCUGAUGAUACUAAGAAAUGUAACAGGGUUGAUGUUCCAGGAGGGACAAGCCAAAUGGCAAAUGCUUUAGGUAAACUAGAAAAAUGGUCAGAAUUGUGGCAACUGACAUUUAAUGUGGAUAGUGCAAGAAAAGGCAUCUUGGAUGUAAAAACCCAAGGACAGAGUACAGAAUAUUUGAUAGAGUACUUACCUCAACAUAUGAGGAAAGGGAUUUAGGGGUGAUUAUUUCUGAUGACUUAAAGGUAGGGAGAGAAUGUAAUAGAGCAGAAUAGAACUGGUGAGACCUCACUUGGAGUAUUGUACACAGUACUGGAGACCGUAUCUUCAGAAGGAUAUUAAUACCUUAGAGAGGGUUCAGAGAGGGGCUACUAAACUGGUUCAUGGAUUGGGGAGAAAACUUAUAAGGAAAGGUUAAAGGAUCUUAACAUGUAUAGCUUGGAGGAAAGACGAGACAGGGGGGAUAUGAUAGAAACAUUUAAAUAUAUAAAGGGAAUCAAAACAGUAAAGGAGGAGACUGUAUUUAAAAGAAGAAAAACUACCACAACAAGAGGACAUAGUCUUAAAUUAGAGGGACAAAGGUUUAAAAAUAAUAUCCGGAAGUAUUACUUUACUGAGAGGAUAGAGGAUGCAUGGAAUAGCCUUCCAGCUGAAGUGGUAGAGGUUAACACAGUAAAGGAGUUUAAGCAUGCAUAGGAUAGGCAUAAGGCUAUCCUAACUAUAAGAUAAGGCCAGGGACUAAUGAAAGUAUUUAAAAAAUUGGGCAGACUAGAUGGGCCGAAUGGUACUUAUCUGCCGUCACAUACUAUGUUUCUAUUGCAAACUGACAAGGUGUUAGAAAUGGAACAUAUUGUUUUUCAUAACUGUUUCUUUAAGCAAUAAUCUCUUACCUACGUACAGUGCAUAAUAUGUUUGCGCCAUUUUGUCCCAGAUGAAUUACAAUAACAAUAAUGCAUAAACAAGCUUCAAGGCUAUGCUACGACUCUUUCAGUACGUGAUAUACUGUGGUAACCUUAGUAGAUAAGGAUGUUCAGACUUUAAGAUGCCAUCUUGAACUAAGUCAGGAAAAUUUCCAUGACGUAUGCACCCUUUAGUUAUGACCUUGUAUGUUUGCCAAAUUAAGGGAGGUCCUAAGAUAAACUCUGCUAUAAUGGAUUUUAUAUGUCUAUAUUUAUAUUUUUAUAUAAUAAAUACCAAAAAGACAAAACUUUAUUGCUUCCAAGACAAUCCUUAUUUUAUAUUGGAUUCUCAAUUAUUUAUAUAUGUUAAAUAGAGGAUCUCUUACAUUAACGAUAUAAAAUUAUAGCUAAGAUAUCUGUAUGGUUAGCCCUGCUAAGUUCUAUGCUUUAAGACCAUAUAGUGGUAAAUAAGGGAACCAGCCGCGGUUACACUAGUAUCAGAUAGACACCUUAAGGAUGUCGUGACACCUCAUCCAUCUAUUACGGCACGCAGAGGGAGAAAUUUGAGAAACCUUUCGUUACCCAGCCACCCCUGCUAUUGCCACUUUAGGUCAACCUAAAAACUACUUACCAGCGGGCACCUACCAAUGUGGUCAUUGUAGUGCAUGUCCCUUUAUCAACAGACAUUAUAAGAACUACUCCAGUAGCACCAAUACGGAAAUGUUUAGAUCACACUCUUUGUUUGCACCAUUGGAAUAGUCUAUCUACUCACCUGUUCUUGUGGCCUGAUGUUUGUGGGUAAGACAUUUCGCCUAUUUAAAUACAGAAUCCAGGAACACGCUAAUUCAAUAUGGAGAUGUCUGGAAACCCCAAUCUCCGGGCAUCUACAUCACCACCAUGACCACUCCUCAGCUGGUAUAAGAUUUAUGAGUCUGGAACAUGUACCUCAACCAACAGGUAAAGGGUGUUGGUACAUAAAACUUUGUCAGAGAGAGGCGUUCUGGGUCUAUAGGUCAAAAACACUAUCGCCACAAUGAUUAAAUAAAGGGUUUUCUUAUUCCCUCCUCAUAUGAUACAGGGACUUAUUCUGUGACUAGGUGGCUUUUUAUUGUAAGCUAGUAUGCUAUACAACAAUUAUUGUCUAAACCUUUUUUAACCUUUUUAGUUACUUGCACUUUUUAAUUGGUGUCUUUGCUCUCAUCUAAAAAUGUGUAAUGAUGACUGACUACUUGUGACAUUAUAGUAGUUCAUGUAUUCUUCAGUGGUUCUUUAUACCACUUUAAUUUAGACUUCUACUUAUGGUAAACCAAUUCAGAGACACAUGCCUGGUUGAAUAUAUGAAUUAUAAACCAUGGAUCGGACACACUGAGCAUUAGUUAUGUGCUUGUUGCUGCAAACCUUACACUUGACUACCAAUGGACCUUAUAAUUUCAUUACUUUUAAUGUUAUCACUGAUGUCUCGCUUCAUUAGCCAUGUGCAACUUUUCUUUUUGAUGUGAUAUUCUUUGGAUUACGGUCACACAGUAGUGAGCUUGAUUGUAGCAUGAUUUAAGUCACAGCAUUUACUUGUGUAACCAACUGACGAUACAAUGUAACAUUUAUUAUAGAUACUCAACUUACAGCUAUACUUAUGAUUACAUGUGGGAGAUACCUUCUAAUGGGUCAACCCACGUUGGCACUAUUCAUCCAUAAUGCAAUCACCCAUCAUGUAUUCUUCUUCUGCCUGCCUUAUAAUUAUGACAUGGCAGAAAUGCCAUUUCCUGCAGGACAUUUCAAGUAAUGGUAUUAACCCUUCUUUACAGCUAACUAGGACAUAAUAUAACUCUAUUUUCGUUGUGGUAUAAACAAGGGUAUAAAAUAUUAUGGUAACUGCCCACUAUGUAUGUUGGUUUGCAGCAAUCGCAUGUGGGUGGUGCUUGAUGAUGGGAUGCCCCAUCCCAUUACUAUUGAACACACCCACUCUGCGCAUGUCACGGAAGCUGCCCACGUCCCACGUUGGGUCGGACCUAUGACGCUGCAUACUGACGUCUCCUGUGCAGACAGUUCGAUAUGGGCGAAUGGAUGCUGCUUUCCUCUAAUGGGUAAUGUGAACAAAUAUUGCCUAAUUGGACUACAGCCAUGCUAGUCACAGGUGGUGACUGCCUAUUGGCGGUCUUCCCAACCCCAUUGAUUAUACACCUACCUACUAGGUCUGGCUACACUUCAAGUAAGGGGAUUGGAUGCGACAUCUUUGUGCACCGCCCCCUGACCAGCUGAUUCUGUUAUGGCUCAUUGUUUAUAUGGUAUUCAAACAGACUACUGGAUGAGACAGACUACUUUGCCCCUGACGACGGUAUUGUACCACACCGAAACGCGCGUCAGGCUCUUUUACUAUUUUUAAUUAUGCACUUAUUUUCACGUUAGGUAGCAAUUCGCCUUUUCUUUGAGUUAUCUCUGCAGGGUCUAUGGUAUAGGUAGACACUAGCCUAGUGCGGUGCUGAGGUAUUAGGGACAGAAUAUUUUUGUGGGGUAUGAUGUGUUCCUAUUACUGAUUUUCUAGCAGUGGAGUAAUUCUGCUCUUUGUAUACUCAUCUCUUUAUCUACAAUUUUCGCUGGACGAGCAAUUUCAUUCUUUCUGAGUGAUAUGUAGUCAAUUCCCUUGUGUCCCCAUCUACCCUUUGACAGUAACUGUAUAUUAGCAGGAUAUCUAACCAGAGUGGAGUUACUUUUGUGCCUUUCAUCUGUCCUAUAGGGCUAACCUCUACCUGGCAUUCAGACACUGUCUUUCCUAUUUAGGACCCUAGUUAGAUAUAGUGGCUCUAAGUUAUAGUCUUAAUAAAGGUUUUUAAUUCAAUUUAUUUUGGUUUUGCUACUAUACUAUUUUAGGUUGUACUCUUUCUCAUAGUGCCCCUCUUUUGGGAGUGGAUGAGUGAACGAUAGCUAGUGCCUGCAUGUAAUGCAAAAUAAAUUAAAGGGUGGUCAUUUAACGAUGAGUUUAUCAAGCAGGCUUGGGGUUUUCCUCUUCAGUCUACCCACACUGGUACAGGAAUGUGCAAAUUACACAGUAUAUCAGAAUCAGAAAUAGUGAAACUCUCUAUACCAUUGGUCUCAAUUAAAAUUACUUGGGGGUCACUGGCCUAGUAAUCCUUUCACAUGAGGGCAGCUUGUAAAAAUCACAAAUCACAAAAUUGCAAGGAAACGUAAGUAACCACAUAGGUAGCCGGUUCCCCUAUUUACCACUAUAAUGUCUUGAAGCAUAGAAUUUAGCAGGGCUAACCAUACAGAUAUCUUAGCCAUAAUAUUAUAUAGUUUGUAAGAGUUUCUCUAUUUAAAAUAUAUAAAUAAUUGAGAAUUCAAUAUAAAGACAGAGACCAGCCCAUAAUUGUACAUGGAAAUGAACGUAACGACAGGAGGCUGAGUGAGGCCUUGUGAAAUUUAGGUAAUCGUAACGAGUAAGAUUUCAGUACCUGAUACUGUAUGUCAGGAACAAGGUCGACAAUCCGUAUUUUUAAACGUAGUAAUUUGAUGUGCCUAAAAUCUUGACAUAGUGAGAGAGCUAAGAACAACAUAUAAGAGAGAAUUAAAAGACGCAGGAGGUUUAAUAGAGUGCGAAUGCUGAAAAGGGAAAAUGAACCCUCUGAAUAGGAUGUAUCAAAGGUAGCAAGUAUAAUUUAAACAGAUAUGUGACCUAGUUAGGUGGCCUAUUAAACUGACAGAGUAUUGAGAACCUAGCCGAGAGCUUGCUUACAAAAUAAAAGAACUGUUAGUCAUGACAGAAUCAGAUAAUGACAUGGAUAAGAAACUCCUGAAGUUUUUUAAUGUAGUUUUUAAAUUAACCAGAGUGACAUAGUGAAAGCAAUACUUUAAUGUAGUGAUUAUCAGAUAUUUUGGCUAUGUGGAUGGAGCAGGAAGUGGUAUAGGUUACUGAAUCCCCUAAUUGAAAGAGAAAUUGUAUGAGGAUACAUGUGAAAUACUGACUAAGAUUCGAAUUAGUGUACGAAUAGAUUUUUAAACGAAGUGCCUUGUAAACGAAUGGAUAAAGUGAACCAGUAUCUAACGAAAACCGUUGGAAAAUACAUACAAAUGAAAUAAGUGAAGGAAAUUUUGAUUGAGUGAACUGACUACAUGGUCGAAGAACAGACCGUUCGUAUGCACGAAUAGGUAUAGCUGAUACGAGAAAACUGUAUUGGAAGCUUUGUACGAACUUACUGAAAGCCGCCAAAAAAUAUUUGAAUGGAUGAUUACGUGAACGAGAAAACAAACAAAGAUGUGAACACAAAAAAGGAGCCUAUCUCUGCGUUUAUAGGCUCAAAUGUAGGAAUAAUCGAUCGUUAUUCCCUAUGUGAACUUACGUGUGCAUGCUGGGUCUCGUGUCUGGAAGGCGGGUGGAUGCCCACAGGGUAGCCAGAGUGUUAGGCCAGAGGUCGGAGAAGAGGGACGCUGGAGUUGAAGUUUUGGCGGAAGUGCUGGUUGCUAUGGUAACAGGUCAACCAGCGAGAUCGACAUAGGUGAGUAGGAGCCAUGCGUUUAAAUAUGCAAAAAACUCCUCCCACAAAUUCAGGCCUAAUGGCCUUCCUAUAUGUUAACUUAAAAAAACUUUUUUCAGGCAGUAGGGGGACUGCCUGAGAGUUCAGGCAGUCCCUCUGCAGGCAGACCUGCGGACAGCCAUUCCGGCCAGUUGAUUGCGAGGACCCCACGAUUACAUUGCCCAGGAAGGCUGGAUCAUAUGGAGGGGGACUGCCUGGGCUCGCAGGCAGUCCCCAGGAUCGCGACCGCAGAGGUUUGCGGGGACCUAGUAAGUAGUAAGAAUGGCGAAAGGAAAAAAAGGAGUACAGUCCAUUUUUUAAUCAUCAUAAACAAAGACAAACAAAAUAAUAAUAAAAAACACACUACCCCAAAAAUAAACCCAUAAAGAGGAGAUAAUGAAGCUCAGUAGGCUAGGAAGGGGAGGCCAAAUGAAGGCACAAUACCUGAGGUUAGAUAAUCCAAUAUGGCAUAUAAGCCACCUAUAGAAGAAAUAUGAAUAGCUAUAUAACCUAUAUUGGAGACUGGGUAAAUCUCCAAGUACCCCUAGUGCCCCAAUCAGUUGUAAAGUCCUAGAACUGAUAAUGUAAAUAUGCACUGAAUAGACAUUUAGCUAAACACUCUAGCCCUAUUGACGCAGAUAUAGCAAAUCUCUUGGUAUAAAAUAUUGAACAGCUAAUUCCAAGUGAUUGUCCACACUAAACUUUUGCACAUAUUGUACUAAAAGCUAUCCAUUAUUAAUCCUGUGUAUAGGAAGGCUAUAGUAAUUAGGAGACAAAGUCCCUUUCUAAAGAGUGCUUAAAUCCGGCUUCUAUUCCCCAUAAAUUAAAUUAACACCCAAACAGUGCUAAAAUAAAAGUGCUGUGAGUUUAAAAAAUUAUGAGCCUAACGCGUAUUGGCGCUUAAACGAGCACCUUUCUCAAAGGCUAUCAAUGAGGACACUAACCUGAGCAUGUAUUUGUACCUAAAGCGGCACUGUGCAGAGCUAAUCCACGAGACAAUGGGCGGCAUUACAUUUACACGCCCCCAGGUCAGAGUGGUGGUGAGGGCAUCAUGGUUUGGGGCUGCUCUGCUGCGUCAGGGCCUGGAUGGAUUGCUAUCAUCGAAGGAAAAAUGAAUUUCCAAGUUUAUCAAGACAUUUUGCAGGAGAACUUAAGGCCAUCUGUCUACCAGCUGAAGCUCACUUUUUCUUUUACAUCUCAAUACAAAUACAACAAUAUAAAACUUGGAAAAACUCACAAUAUUUAGAGCCUUUCUGAGCUGGCUCUAAACUUUAGAGGCAGAUACAUCAAUCAUAUGUGGAUUUGAGCUUGUAGGUCCCUUGGAAGAUAUCUGGAGUCUUCCUUCUUAUAAAAAUCAGGAACCAGGUUGCCAAACGGAUAAAAGGGAAAUACUUUUAUUGAAACAAAAUUAAAUAAAAUAGAGCACAACGCGUUUCGACCUAAUGCAAUAGGUCUUCCUCAGGUGCAUAUCAUAACGACCUUCUUAUAUAGUAUACAUAAUAAAUAUAAUUACAUUACAAAUAUUAACAGCUGUGGAUUGAUGGUCCGUCCUCCUCGCCAUAUAUGGAGUGUUUCUGGCAAUUAUCUGAGUAUAUUCGCCUCCUCCAAGAUGUCCACCGUGCCAUUAUUCUCUGUGAAGGUACAUCAGACCUUCCAAAGAUGGCGUCUUUGCCGUCUCGCUAAAAAUAGUCACUUCCGGUUUCGUCCGGCUCCGAUCACAUGAUCCGGCUCUGAUCACGUGGUUAGAGAGGGCGUAGACAUGUAGUUUAUUAUAUGUCAAUCAUAGGAACAAAGUCCGUUUCAUAUCCAAAUUAUACAAAGAUAAGAGAAAAAGGAAAUGUGAAUAAUAACAAUAUGCAGAAAAUAAACUAACAAUAUUCCAUUUGGCAAUAUAAAAUAUAACAAUAUAGCAAUAAUUAUAUGUUUAAAAAAUAUAAAACUAGCAAGUAUGCUUAUAGUCCUUAAACCAAAGGUAAAAAGAGGGUAGAGGUAGAAGUUAAGUUGUAAAAUAAAUAUAAUCCUGUAACAAUGAGUAUAAAACAUAUAAAAAUAAUAUAUAUAAAAAUAGUAUGUGUGAUUAUGACCCUUAAACCAAAAGUGAAAAAAGGUGGGAUUAAGUUAUAAAAUUGGACCUAUUUCAAAAUCAAUAUUUAGAACUUUGGAGCAUAAUGUUUGAAGCUCAUAUAUCCAAUUUGAUUCUUUCUUACUUAAAUUAAAAGUACUAUUAAAGGAAGUGAUGUUAAAAUUCUUUUUAGUUACAUUCGAUAAAAAAAAUCUUUUUUUUCUUAGUUACAUGGGUGUUUUUUCAGGUAUAACAGUUGUCACAAUGAUGAAAGCCUUUUUGGGUUUUUGACCAUUUUGUUGGAAAAUAAAGGUUCUUAUCCUUUUUCUCUAUGUAAUUUGAGCUUAAAAUCUGCUAAAAAAAAAUUCCCCCCCCUAAAAAUUAAGUUAGGCUUCUCUCCUCUAAAAUCAUACAUUUCAUGUUCUUGCUGCAAGAUGUGCCAGUUCUUAUUCACAAUUCUUUUUAAUGUACCAACAAUACUACAAUAGUUAAAAAUAAGUGGGAUUUGCUUAUCCUGAUUAUUGGUGUGUCUGUGUCUGGUGUAGUCUGCGUGCUUCCGAUAUCAACUAUGUUGCUCCAAGAGCCAAACUACAAAAGCUCGGUAUGACAAGGUGUGAUGAUCUAUACCUUUGAUGUACAUUUAUAAUAUAAAUUAGUAUAUUAAUAAUUGUAUUCACCACCUGUAAGCGUUCUCAUUAAUCCACAAAUUAUUUAUACCUGAAUCACAUUUAAGGCACAUACAAAACAUUGCAUAAAGGAAUGUGAUGCCUAUAAAAUACCUAUAAAAGUAACCUUAUUCUACUUGACUUGCUUCAUAUAUAAGAAGGUUGAAGUCAAAGAGACACUUGCAGUUUACUUUCUUAAGAAGAAACAUUUCCAAUUCUUCGUAUAACUCAAUCAGAGAUCAACAUGAAGCAUCAAGGCAGCUACUCCUCUUCUGGAUCCCUCAUGGUAGGCAACAGCUCUAGAGGCCAUUGUUCCUCUGGUAGCAUCUCUUCACUUCAUCAUGGAAGCUCCAAUACACUUCACCAUAAGAGCUUCAGCUGCUCUAAUACUGGUGGUUCCUAUAAAUCAUCCAGCCACCUUGGAGGAAACUCAAAACUAUCUAUCAGUUCAUCUGCUGGUCUUGCACAUGGAGGUGGAAGUGGCCAUGGUGGCCUUAAAAGUAAUCUCAAGAGUUCUAACAACCACGCUCAUAACCUACUUCGUAUUAAUGAGAAAGAUACAAUGAGGGCUCUGAAUGAGCGUCUUGCCUCCUAUUUAGACAAGGUCCAUUCGCUGGAGCAGGAGAAUGCUGAGCUGGAAAGGAAGAUAUGUGAAUGGUAUGCAAACAAUGCCCCAAGCUCACUCCCUGACUCCAGUGAGUACUAUAGGACUAUUCAGGAGCUACAGAACCAGGUAAAACAAGACAUGUAUGAGUUUAUCUCCAAUGUGGUCAGUUGUAGGAUGAUCUUACCUACAAUGCAUGUUUUAAUGAGUUAAAGUAAACUUGCCAUUCAAUAAAAUAUCCAGACCAAAGUGUCUGCAAACCCUGAAAAUACGACUGUAGACAUGACUGUAUAAUAGAGAUAUAGAAAUGUUAAAUAUUCUACAAUAUUUUAUAUACAUUACAUGAGAAAAUAUAUUGUAUACACUGCAUACAUUUCAUUCUGACUUGACCUAAACCAAUAUAUAUGCCAUUAAAGAUUUCUUCUAAUGUGGUUAUUUGUUGGGUGAUCCUACUUACAAUGUAUGUUUUAAUGACUUACCUUCUUUAUAAACGUACCAUUCUGUAAAAUAAUUCUAGUCCUAAAAGCUCAUGUAGAAUUGACUGUAUAAUUGAGAUACAGAGAUGUUCAAAACUGUUUUAUAUAACUUAUAUAAUAAAAAAUGUUAUAUACACUAUAUAAAUAGUAAGAUGUUGUUACAUUCAAGAAUGCAGCAUUUUAAAUUCUGAACACAGGGCCUUAAAAAUCGCAUGUGGUUCAGCUUUUCUCAAAUAGAAAAUACAACAUCAGUGUGUAUAAUCAACAGAACAUUUUCUCAUAACUUUGGUUAUAGUCAAAUAUAGUUCACGGAGACCAAAAUAUUUAAGCAAAAGAAGUAAUAUAAAUUAUUUUUAGAGAUUAAUUGAGAAUGACUUUGCUUACCAGAUUUCUUCGGCGACAAUUAACAGUGGAAGGAUUGUCCUACAGAUAGAUAGCGCUCAACAAGCUUCAAAUGACUUCAGAAGCAGGUAAGUCUAUGAAGUUAUGAGAUUUAAAGGAACAAGUGAAGACUUUGCUUUAUACAACUGUUGCAGCAUAUAUAUUGUAAAGGUGACUUUGUGUGGCAAAAUAUAAAGAUAAACAUAUAUUCAUCAAGUAUGGUGGUUAGUAUUAAAUGAAUAAUUAAAAAACACAAUAUAAAAAAAAUCUAAAAAGCCCUAAUUUCUCACAAACAAACCUAUUUUUAUAUUGUUACAGCAAAACAUUCAGCAUAGAAUUGUACAUAACUUCAGUUUAAUGAAAAUUAUCUUGAGUCAACGAUGAGGUCUACCAGCACUGCAGUAACUGCUUUAGUAAUGUUCUUACUAAGUUUUCGGUUGAGGAAAGUUAGUGCAGUAGCUGUAAACUUUCUUAUGUGUUCUAUUAAGGUGUCUGUUAUGUUUGAUUGUACGACCAUAGGUUAGAAGAUAGUGUUGACCUUUAUGGUAGACUAUUGGCUAAUUUAGGAUUAUCAAGGCAUUAUAAUUUAUCCAUAACUAUUUAUCUAUAUUGUUGCAUGCCGUGUAAUCACAAUACAAUAUAUUGUAAAUACCGUUACACAAUCCUUUGCUAACUGCACAUGGCAUUGCCGUAGUUAUCAUGAAGCUGCGUUUUUGUCAUGUUAUUCCACACCGGAAAAAAUACUUUCAACCUGCGUUAAAUUGAAAAGUGAUAAAGAGUUGAUGCCAUGCCUAUUCUCAGAAUUGAUUAUUUAAUAUAGUGUGCUCUUUUAUUAUUAUUAUUAUAAAUUUAGGUGUGAGAUGGAGAUAAACACAAGGAACAAUGUGGAUGGAGAUACUGGUUCUUUGAGAAGAGUCUUACAACAAAUUAACAAUGAAGUGCAAACCUUAUCCGGAGAAGUCCAAUGUCUCCAGCAAGAACUUUUCCAGAUGAGGAACAACCAUUCAGGGGUAAAGUGGAAAUAUGUCAAUGGCCUAUUAUUAUAAUUUAUUAAAACACUACUGAGAACAAAGAUGUAUUUGGAAUAAUUACAGGACUUCAAAUGUCAAGUCAUAAGCUACUAGCCAGGCCUCAAAAGUUUUUUUGCCACUGCAGCCUAGAGAAUCCUUGGCACUUUUACCAUUAGUUACUUUGUACGAUGCAGGGCUAAAUUUUUACUACGAAUGUAAUUUUUUUCCAUUAAUUAAUAAAAGUUAACAGUUUUGGGGAUCUCUUUCUUGCAUACAUCGUGAGUGUUUGUUUACACAUUGAAACCUAAGGGUUAUUUAUUUCUUUAUAAAUUACUUUAAAAUUUUUCUUUCACUUCUUACCCUAGUUCUUUGUCUUUUUCAAAGGAAGUGGAUGGUCUGCGUGCUCAGCUUGGAACCAGAGUCAACGUAGAAAUGAAUGCUGCUCCAUCCAUCGACCUGAACAGAGCUCUAUCUGAGCUCAGAGAAGAAUAUGAAAAUAUGAUGGAGAGGAACCUCAGGGAAGUCGAGGGCAUGUUCUUGGCAAGGGUAAUUCUAACCAUAAUAUAAUGGAGCAACUAGCUGACAGUAAACUAUAACACUAAAACUAUAGACCCAUACCAGAUUGGUAAGAACAGUAUUAUAUUUUUACAUGAAAUUUUUUUUUCUUGCAGAGUGCAGAACUGGACCGUGAGAUGUCUUUAGGAGCCGUACAAUUGCAGUCAGUUAAUAAUGAUAUCAUUGAUUCAAAGCGGUCUUUACAGACCCUGGAGAUCGACUUGCAGAGCCAGCUAAGUAUGGUAUGUCAGCAUGAAUUAAAAUAUGUAAACAUAUAUAAAGCAAAACCAUGACUAUAUUCCACAUUUGCUGUUUUAAUUGGUUCUAAUAAUGCUUUAUUGACUACAAAGUCACUUGUGCCAGUCUUUAGUUUAAGAAAGUUUACCCUUGGCAAUUUUUUAUGUCUCCAAGUUGGAGAUUAACAAUAGUACAAUAAUAUGAUGUAAAAAAUAAAUCCAUGAAUAAAGGAUCAUAUACUUAUUUAGUUCAGUAAUAUUGCUGUGUCAUCAUUGGCAGAAAUCAGCUCUAGAGGGCACCUUAUCAGAGACGGAGGCAACGUUUGGUUCUCAGCUCUCCCAGUUACAAUGCAUGAUUGAUAACAUUGAAGGUCAGCUGACACAGAUCCGAUCUGACCUAGAACAACAGAAUCAUGAAUACCAAGUUCUCAUGGACCAGAAGACCCAUCUAGAGAUGGAAAUCAACACCUAUAGACAUCUGCUGGAUGGACAUGACAUUCAGUGCGUAUUACAAUUUUUUGUCAAAUUUAGUUGUUAAGUAUUCAGAUCAAAAAAGGAGAAGAAAAACGAAAUAAUGCUGGUUUAAGUGUAGUCAUCAUUAUACAGUCUAUGAUGGAAACGUUGACAAAACCUGGCUAUUGAUAUAUCUUAAUAUUCAUGUAUAACACCAAUACACGGGGCACUUACCUACAUUAAUGAGUAUACAGUCACAAGUGAGCAUAAUAAACACUAGAAUAUUUUAAAUGAAUUAGCUUAUAGAACAUAACAUAAAAUAUAAUAUUUGUAACUGAGGUGGGCAGUUAAAUGUUUAUAUUAAUUGAAUAGAUGAGAUAGGUGACUGAGGGAGACAACUAAGGAGGAGAUAAUUAUUGGUCGUAAAUAAAUUACAAAAUGGGGUUUCACAGAAGGUAUAUGUGCAUAGAUGGGUUUUGGGGUACAUAAAAUUAUAAAUGAGGUGGCUGAUUAGAUAGUUUGUUUUAAUAUUAGGGUUUAGAAGGAAGAAGAUGUGCAACUAGGAAGAAUCCAGGAAGUUGGUGGUAAGGAUGUAAAUAAAGCAGAGAUGAUGAGCGUAGUUUACAUAGUAGAUUAAUAAGAAGACGAAGGGAAGUGCAACAUACUAAUCAGAAGUGGCCAAAACAUAGAUCCCCAUCUGUUACAUAACCACAGAUCACAUGUUGCUUUACUAAUUGUAAGGUUGACAGUGCAUCAUUGAGAUUAUAUGUCCGCAAUACCUUUUUUAGAGGGAUUUUUUUUUAAUAGUUAAAGCAUUAUUAAUUAGUUUAUUAGUAAUCCUGGAUGCAUAUUACGAAGUAUGAAGUACUAAGUACCGAAGAAUGUUGAUGUUAAGGCAAUAUAAUAUGUGCUGCUCUAUAUUACAGUUAAUUUCACCUAAGGUAAUUGUGUAUUUUUGAUAAAAAAAUAUAAUACACACCUCUCUCAUAUCAGUUCUUCUAAACAUUUCUAAAUCUUUUCACAGUAUUGCCGAUCAUACCAGUUCUGGAGGUGAGUAAUAUACAUCACAAUAAAAAAAAUACAGUUACAACGAAAAUGCUUAGCUAUGUAUUGCAAUGAUAUAUGAUAUUUCUAAACCUUGCUUAUUGAUCCAACUGUUAUACAGUAUAUAGGGAAUCAACACAGUAAAGGAGGAGACUAUAUUUAAAAGAAGAAAAACUACCACAACAAGAGGACAUAGUCUUAAAUUAGAGUGACAAAGGUUUAAAAAGAAUAUCCGGAAGUAUUACUUUACUGAGAGGAUAGUGGAUGCAUGGAAUAGCCUUCCAGCUGAAGUGGUAGAGGUUAACACAGUAAAGGAGUUUAAGCAUGCGUGGGAUAGGCAUAAGGCUAUCCUAACUAUAAGAUAAGGCCAGGGACUAAUGAAAGUAUUUAGAAAAUUGGGCAGACUAGAUGGGCCGAAUGGUUCUUAUCUGCCGUCACAUUCUAUGUUUCUAUGUUUCUAUUACUUUCUUAAGAUUUAAUCAACCCAAAAAUAAAAGAUGUAAUAAAGUCUGUGUGCCCAUCUAAUUUUUCCACGUCUGCUCUAUUCUAGCAUCCCAUCACAACAAGUGCAAGUAAUGGCCGUGUGCUUCUCAGUAAGCUCUUGAUGCCUCUCUAGAAAAAUAAUAACAUGAAUUGAAAUCAUUAUGAAAUCAACUUCUCUGGAAUUAGCAAUCUGCCUUUAUUGUCUUUCUUUAAUUCCCUUUCCAUUUCUAAACUGAUACUGAUUAAAUGCAAGUGAAAAUCCAACACAAAAUAUAUUAGCUAUGUGUACAAGUAAAACUGAUAUUGUUCUGAAUUAUUGGACACUGUUUGUGUCAUAUUGUUCCUGAAAAAAAUAGAACUCAUCUACAGCUUGUAUAUCAAUACAAUAUUUACAAUGACUUUAUGCAGCUUUAUCGAAGGAUGGUGUUGAGUGGUUUGCCUGGCAAAUAUUAUAUGAAAGAACAUUUGAAUUUCCAAGUACUGAAAGCAUUUUAUAACUGUUUCACGAAAUUAUAAUUCUAAGACAAUGUUGAUCGGCUGUAUAAUUUUUGUAAACUAGUAUUUUACUAAUAUUGUAAAGCGCUGCGGAUUACGUGGGCGCUAUAUAAAUGCCAAAUAUAAUAAUGAAAUAAUAAUAAUAUAUUUAUCGUUUGGAUUUAUGUUUUGUGGGAACUUUUGGACUGUAUUGUAAUUACAACUUUAUUGUAACUGAAUCUACAAUUCUUUAAAAAUAAAUAAUUUUUCUUUGUCUUCUGCAAACCCGGUGGUGUAUUUGUAUUUUGUAUUACGAAAGCUAAAAGCUGUUGGAUUCUCAGCUUUUCAAAUUUUUUAGAAUUGAAUUGCCUGAAUUUAGCUAGUAAUAUUUGUUUUCACUACUGUUUGGAGUUGAAUGAAUAAACCCCUAAAACCCACACACAUUAUUGCACUGCUGGAAGAAUAAAACACAAACUAUAGUCAGUUUCUGAAAAUAUAUUUACUGUGCUAAGAAUUACAAUUAAGACAGAUCAACUUUAAAUGUUAAGAAUAUUUAUAGUGUACAAAACAAACAAAUAAACAACAACAACAAAAAACAAAUCUACCUCCACUACAGGCAAUGUAGACUGUGAAAUGUACAACAUCUUGGAAACAUUGUAAAAAAGAGUUUAUUGGUUUGAUAUUUUUGAGAACGGCUAAUGUAGGUAUUCACAAAAGUCAGAAUUCAAAGUGAAUUUAGAAUUUAAGGCUAAAAUCCCCCCAACUGGACACUUGCUGUGAAUCCAGUUUGGUUACUUUGGCCUAACAUUUGAAAUCCAUUCACUUUGAAUUCUCACAUUUGGGAAUAACCCUGUAAGAGUAACUAAAUAACGUAGGAAUUCAUGAAUUGCAGAUAUACAAACAAAGCAUAUUUUAAUUUUGUAAGCAUCACUUUAUCGGGUAUCGAUUUGGUUAAAUGUGACAACAUUCUCUAAAAUAUCAUUUUAAUUCUAAGAAAAAAAAAAGUCUGUUUAUAUUACCAAUAUAUAAAAUUAAUUUGUGAUGAUAAAUAUAAAAAUAUAUUAAAAAAAUAUAUAUAAUUUGAGAACGACAUACUUGGUUUGUAUAGUUAUAUUUAUGUGUUUUAGUGUUGCAUGGGAGAGCAGCACAUUGUUUUGGUCUCUGCUGUGGCUCACCUAAUAGAAAUAGGUGGAGACCUAUCAUCAAGCCCCUACUUCAGGGAUAGGAACCCUUUGACAUUCCAUAUGACGUGCACUACAUCUCCCGUAAUACUCCUACAGCCAUGAUGCUGGCAAAGCACCAGGGGGAUGUAGUCCGCAACAUCUGAAGUGCUGAAGGAUGUCUAUCCCUACUUAGUAUCUUAGGGUCACAGGUGACCUAAAAAUGUUAUUCCUUUAUUAUGUUUUCUUAAUAAAGGGACAAAUGUCUUUGUCAGUGUGAUGAAGCCACAUGGCUCUCUCUAAUUUCUCUAACAGCUUACAGCAAAUAUAUGUACUGACAACAUGGAAAAUAAGUCAGUCACACAUUGGACUGCAUGAAUGAACGAUGGUAACUGAAAAGAAUAUUAUUGCCAACUUCUAAUCAAUGAAAACAACAAAAAUCCAAAGGAAGCAUCAUAUGUUGCAUGGGCACCUUUGAUGCAUGUUGGGAAAUGAUAAUGGGUAUCUUCAAAACGUUUUGGCCCAUACUAGUGUUAUGGGCAAAUGCAAAUAUUACAAGUUUUAGAAUGAAAUGUUGUAUUUCUUAAACUGUGUACUUUGUUUUUAAGAGAUAUUGCAAACUGACAAGGUGUUAGAAAUGGAACAUAUUGUUUUUCAUAGAUGUUUCUUUAAACAAUAACCUCUUACCUACCUACAGUGCAUAAUAUGUUUGCGCCAUUUUGUCCCAGACUAAUUAAAAAAACAAUAAUGCAUAAGCAAGCUUCAAGUCUAUGCUACGACUCUUUCAGUAUGCAAUAUACUGUGGUAACCUUAGUAGAUAAGGAUGUUCAGAUUAAGAUGGCAUCUUGAACUAAGUCAGGAAAAUUUCCAUGACAUAUGCACCCUUUAGAUAUGGCCUUGUAUGUUUGCCAAAUUAAGGGAGGUCCUAAAAUGAAUAAAGUAAAAGAAGUGUUACUUUUUCAUAUAUGAACUAUGGUAACCCUAAAAUGGAGACACCUAAGGUAUAAAUAGGUGUACUUUUAAAUGUUAAGGAACAGAGGAGAGACUUGGAGACAGACGCAGCUCCAUCUUAAAAUGACAGAGAGGCUGGCAUGAUGACAUGUUCAGAAGGGUAUGAAGGGUAUGUUAACCUAUUAAUGAUAUUUGGUUUAAUCUUAUAAACUCUGCUAUAAUGGAUUUUAUAUAUCUAUAUUUAUAUUUUUAUAUAAUAAAUACCAAAAAGACAAAACUUUAUUGCUUCCAAGACAAUCCUUAUUUUAUAUUGUAUUCUCAAUUAUUUAUAUAUGUUAAAUAGAGGAUCUCUUACACUAAUGAUAUAAAAUUAUAGCUAAGAUAUCUGUAUGGUUAGCCCUGCUAAGUUCUAUGCUUUAAGACCUUAUAGAGGUAAAUAAGGGAGCCAGCCGCGGUUACACUAGUAUCAGAUAGACACCUUAAGGAUGUCGUGACACCUCAUCCAUCUAUUACGGAAUGCAGAUGGAGAAAUUUGAGAAACCUUUUGUUACCCAGUCAUCUCCCCGCUAGUGCCACCUCAGGUCACCCUAAAAAAUACUUACCAGCGAGCGAUCACACUCUUUCUUUAGUUGUUGCACCAUUGGAAUAGUCUAUUUACUGACAUGUUCUUGUGGCCUGAUGUAUGCGGGUAAGACAUUUUGCCUAUUUAAAUACAGAAUCCAGGAACACAUUAAUUCAAUAUGGAGACGUCUGGAAACCCCAAUUUCCAGGCAUCUACAUCACCAUCAUGACCACUCCUCAGCUCUUAUUUAUGAGUCUGGAACAUGUACCUCAACCAACUCGUAAAGGGGUUGGUACAUUACACUUUGUCAGAGAGAGGCAUUCUGGAUUUAUAGGUCAAAAACACUAUCGCCACUUAAAUAAAGGGUUUUCUUACUCCCCCUUCAUAUGAUACAGGGACUGAUUCUGUGACUAUGUGGGUUUUUAUUGUAAGCUAGUAUGCUAUACAACAAUUGUUGUCUAAACCUUUUUUAACCUUUUUAGUUUCUUGCACUUUUUAAUUGGUGUCUUUAAUCACUAAUUUUGCUCUCAUCUAAAUAUGUAUAAUGAUGACUGACUACUUGUGACGUUAUAGUAGUUCAUGUAUUCUUCAGUGGCUCUUUAUACCACUUUAUGUAACAUUUAUUAUAGAUACUAAACUUACAGCUAUACUUAUGAUUACAUGUGGGAGGUACCUUCUAAUGGGUCAACCCACGUUGGCACUAUUCAUCCAUAAUGCAUUCACCCAUCAUGUAUUCCUCUUGUGCCUGCCUUAUAAUCAUUUCAAGUAAUGGUAUUAACCCUUCUUUACAGCUAACUAGGACAUAAUAUAACUUUCUUUUCGUUGUGGUAUAAACAAGGGUAUAAAAUAUUAUGGUAACUGCCCGCUAUGUAUGUUGGUUUGCAGCAAUCGCAUGUGGGCGGUGUUGAUGAUGGGAUGUCUCAUGCCAUUACUAUUGAACACACCCACUCUGCGCACGUCACGGAUGCUGCCCACGUCCCACGUUGGGUCGGACCUAUGACGCUGCAUACUGACGUCUCCUGUGCAGACAGUUUGAUAUGGGUGAAUGGAUGCUGCUUUCCUGUAAUGGGUAAUGUGAACAAAUAUUGCCUAAUUGGCCUACAGCUAUGCUAGUCACAGGUGUUGACUGCCUAUUGGCGGUCUUCCCAACCCCAUUGAUUAUACACCACCCAAUUAGGUCUGGCUACACUUCAAGUAAGGGGAUUGGAUGAGACAUCUUUGUGCACCGCCCCCUGACCAGCUGAUUCUGUUAUGGCUCAUUGUUUAUAUGGUAUUCAAACAGACUACUGGAUGAGACAGACUACUUUGCCCCUGACGACGGUAUUGUACCACACCGAAACGCACGUCAGGCUCUUUUACUAUUUUUAAUUAUGCACUUAUUUUCACGUUAGGUAGCACUUCGCCUUUUCUUUGAGUUAUCUCUUCAGGGUCUAUGGUUUAGGUAGGCACUAGCCUAGUGUGGUGCUGAGGUAUUAGGGACAGAGUAUUUUUGUGGGGUAUGAUGUGUACCUAUUAUUGAUUUUCUAGCAGUGGAGUAAUUCUGCUCUUCGUAUACUCAGCUCUUUAUCUACAAUUUUCGCUGGAUGAGAAAUUUCAUUCUUUCUGAGUGAUAUGCAGACAAUUCCCUUGUGUCCCCAUUUAGCCUUUGAUAGUACCUGUAUAUUAGCAUGAUAUCUAACCAGAGUGGAGUUACUUUUGUGUCUCUCAUCUGUCCUAUAGGGCUAACCUCUACCUGGCAUUCAGACACUGUCUUUCCUAUUUAGGACCCUAGUUAGAUAUAGUGGCUCUAAGUUAUAGUCUUAAUAAAGGUUUUUAAUUCAAUUUAUUUUGGUUUUGCUACUAUACUAUUUUAGGUUGUACUCUUUCUCAUACUGCCUCUCUGUUGGGAGUGGAUGAGUGAAUGAUAGCUAGUGCCUGCAUGUAAUGCAAAAUAAAUGAAAGGGUGGUCAUUUAACGAUGAGUUUAUCAAGCAGGCUUGGGGGUUUCCUCUUCAGUCUACCCACACGGGUACAGGAAUGUGCAAAUUAUACAGUAUAUCAGAAUCAGAAAUAGUGAAACUCUCUAUACCAGUGGUCUCAAUUCAAAUUACUUGGGGGUCACUGGCCUAGUAAUCCUUUCACAUGAGGGCAGCUUGUAAAAAUCACAAAUCACAAAAUUGCAAAGAAACACAAGUAACCACAGCCGGUUCCCCUAUUUACCACUAUAAUGUCAGGGCUAACCACACAGAUAUCUUAGCCAUAAUAUUAUAUAGUUUGUAAGAGUUUCUCUAUUUAAAAUAUAUAAAUAAUUGAGAAUUCAAUAUAAAGACAGAGACAAGCCCAUAAUUGUAUGGGGAACUGAACGUAACGACAGAAGGCUAAGUGAGGCCUUGUGAAAUUGAGGUAAUCGUAACGAGUAAGAUUUCAGUACCUGAUACUGUAUGUCAGGAACAAGGUCGACAAUCCAUAUAUUUAAAUGUGGUAAUUUGACGGCAAAGACACGCGGCCAUCUUUGGAAGGUCUGAUGUACCUUUAUAGAGAAUAAUGGCAUGGUGGACAUCUUGGAGGAGGAGAAUAUACUCAGAUGAUUGCCAGAAACACUCCAUAUAUGGCAAAGAGGAUGGACCAUCAAUCCACAGCUGUUAAUAUUUGUAAUGUAAUUAUAUUUAUUAUGUAUACUAUAUAAGAAGGUUGUGGCACUAGUUAUGAUAUGCACCUGAGGGAGACCUAUUGCAUUAGGUCGAAACGCGUUGUGCUCUAUUUUAUUUUAUUUUGUUUCAAUAAAAGUAUUUACCUUUUAUCCACUUGGCAACCUGGUUCCUGAUUUUUAUAAGAAAGAAGACUCCAGAUAUCUUCCAAGGGACUUAAAAGCUCAAAUCCACAUCUGAUUGAUGUAUCUACCUCUACAGUUUAGAGCCAACUCAGAAAGGCUCUAAAUAUUGUGAGUUUUUCCAAGUUUUAUAUGAUUGUAUUUGUAUUGAGAUGUAUUACCAAUAGUGUCACUGGAUAAUUCCCUCAGUAAAACACCCGAAUCCCCAAACAGCAGCCGUAGUCAGAAGAAGGGUACAAAGAUGAACUAAAGAUUUAUUGAUAGACACUCUCUUUUUAUGGGAUUCUGCCCAUUCAAGGGAGACUCCCCCAUAAUUAACAAUACAGCCAAUCAUGACAAUAUACAUACUGUACAUCUUCUCCCCUCAGAUAACCAAUUAACACAAUUAAAACGGAACACAUUUUCCCCAAAGUCUGGAUGUACCCCAGAUAGCUGAACUCUGGGGGACCAACAUAUUAAAGAAUCCGCCCAUUCGGUUCAGCCGUUCGGGAGAUAUGGGACUUAUAAGUUUUGACCGACUGCACGGGCAAAGUAGCCGAAAACAGUUCCACAAAUUCUGGCCCUGCAGUCGGUCUCAGGUCGCGUGUAAAAACUACCGAACGGCCGGCUAUCCAGAUGCCAUCCUGGGUUCGCUGAAAUACCCAUCCGUUAGUAAGUCUUUCUACCGAAUUCCCGGUCAUUCUGUAGUUUUGGCGGGGUUCUCCCGAAGGUAUGGAGGAUUCAGCGGUGUUCGUCUGUUUGAGUGUCCGAUUUCAGUUCCAGACACUCGACGGCAAACACCACUGUUGGGGAGUUAAAAUGGCCGCGAACACGUGGAAGUCCCGAAAUGGCGGCUAUGCAUACAGUUCGUGCGGGACUUUCGACGAACAUGCCCAUCAAGCUGGGGGGUAAAAUACUCUUAAUUGGAAACAGGGUGGUUGUGAUUUGGUAGUUUUAUCUACCGAAUGCCAUAGGGGUACAUAACAGAAAACAAGGUAAUGCAAAUUGUCACUUUGAAGCAAAAUAGGGGGAUUUCUUCACAUACGGUAACCCUAAAAUGGAGACACCUAAGGUAUAAAUAGGUGUACUUUUAAAUGUUAAGGAACAGAGGAGAGACUUUGAGACAGACGCAGCUCCAUCUUAAAAUGACAGAGAGGCUGACAUGAUGACAUGUUCAGAAGGAUAUGAAGGGUAUGUUAACCUAUUAAUGAUAUUUGCAAGCAUUUAGUUUAAUCUUAUAAACUCUGGUAUAAUGGAUUUUAUAUGUCUAUAUUUAUAUUUUUAUAUAAUAAAUACCAAAACAAUCCUUAUUUUAUAUAGUAUUCUCAAUUAUUUAUAUAUGUUAAAUAUUCAUGUGUUCCUCGUGAAAAAAAAAAUAUAUAUUUUUUUUUUAUUCAUUUGGCUGUCAACUUUCAAGUUCCUUAUUCUUGUGCUGCAAGUGAAGAACUAUUUAUUUCAGCCACUUUUUAUUUGUUUUAUUGUUGUCCAUCUGUCACUAUCUCAACAAAUAUAUAAUCCCUUUGAUCAGUUCAUUCAAAUCUGAGUCUGGUGUAGUCUGCGUGCAUCGGAUAUCAACUAAGUUGCUCCAAGAGCCAAACUACAAAAGCUCGGUAUGACAAGGUGUGAUGAUCUAUACCUUUGAUGUACAUUUAUAAUAUAAAUUAGUAUAUUAAUAAUUGUAUUCACCACCUGUAAGCGUUCUCAUUAAUCCACAAAUUAUUUAUACCUGAAUCACAUUUAAGGCAGAUAUAAAAUAUUGCAUAAAGGAAUGUGAUGCCUAUAAAAUACCUAUAAAAGUAACCUUUUUCUACUUAACUUGCUUCAUAUAUAAGAAGGUUGAAGUCAAAGAGACACUUGCAGUUUACUUUCUUAAGAAGAAACAUUUCCAAUUCUUUGUUUAACUCAAUCAGAGAUCAACAUGAAGCAUCAAGGCAGCUACUCUUAUUCUGGAUCCCUCAUGGUAGGCCACAGCUCUAGAGGCCAUUGUUCCUCUGGUAGCAUCUCUUCACUUCAUCAUGGAAGCUCCAAUACACUUCACCAUAAGAGCUUCAGCUGCUCUAAUACUGGUGGUUCCUAUAAAUCAUCCAGCCACCUUGGAGGAAACUCAAAACUAUCUAUCAGUUCAUCUGCUGGUCUUGCACAUGGAGGUGGAAGUGGCCAUGGUGGCCUUACAAGUCAUCUCAAGAGUUCUAACAACCACGCUCAUAACCUACUUCGUAUUAAUGAGAAAGAUACAAUGAGGGCUCUGAAUGAGCGUCUUGCCUCCUAUUUAGACAAGGUCCAUUCGCUGGAGCAGGAGAAUGCUGAGCUGGAAAGGAAGAUAUGUGAAUGGUAUGCAAACAAUGCCCCAAGCUCACUCCCUGACUCCAGUGAGUACUAUAGGACUAUUCAGGAGCUACAGAACCAGGUAAAACAAGACAUGUAUGAGUUUAUCUCCAAUGUGGUCAGUUGUAGGAUGAUCUUAUCUACAAUGCAUGUUUUAACGAGUUAAAGUAAACUUGCCAUUCAAUAAAAUAUCCAGACCAAAGUGUCUGCAAACACUGAAAAUACGACUGUAGACAUGACUGUAUAAUAGAGAUAUAGAAAUGUUAAAUAUUCUACAAUAUUUUAUAUACAUUACAUGAGAAAAUAUAUUAUAUACACUGCAUACAUAUCAUUCUGACUUGACCUAAACCAAUAUAUAUGCCAUUAAAGAUUUCUUCUAAUGUGGUUAUUUGUUGGGUGAUCCUACUUACAAUGUAUGUUUUAAUGACUUACCUUCUUAAUAAACGUACCAUUCUGUAAAAUAAUUCUAGUCUUAAAAGCUCAUGUAGAAUUGACUGUAUAAAUUAGAUACAGAGAUGUUCAAAACUUAUAUAAUAAAAAUUGUUAUAUUCACUAUAUAAAUAGUAUGAUGUUGUUACAUUCAAGAAUGCAGCAUUUCAAAUUCUGAACACAGAGCCUUAAAAAUCUCAUGUGGUUCAGCUUUUCUCAGAUAGAAAAUAUAAUAUCAGUGUGUAUAAUCAACAGAACAUUUUCUCAUAACUUUAGUUAUAGUCAGAUAUAGUUCACGGAGACCAAAAUGUUUAAGCAAAAGAAGUAAUAUAAAUUAUUUUUAGAGAUUAAUUGAGAAUGACUUUGCUUACCAGAUUUCUUUGGCGACAAUUAAAAGUGGAAGGAUUGUCCUACAGAUAGACAGCGCUCAACAAGCUUCAGAUGACUUCAGAAGCAGGUAAGUCUAUGAAGUUAUAAGAGUUAAAGAGAUAAGUGAAGACUUUGCUUUAUACAACUGUUGCAGCAUAUAUAUUGUAAAGGUGACUUUGUGUGGCAAAAUAUAAAUAUAAACAUAUAUUCAUCAAGUAUGGUGGUUAGUAUUAAAUGAAUAAUUAAAAAAACAAUAUUAAAAAAAAUCUAAAAAGCUCUCAUUUCUCACAAACAAACCUAUUUUUAUAUUGUUACAGCAAAACAUUCAGCAUAGAAUUAUAUAUAACUUCAGUUUAAUGAAAAUUCUCUCAAGUCAACGAUGAGGUCUACCAGCACUGAAGUAACUGCUCUAGUAAUGUUCUUACUAAGUUUUCGGUUGAGGAAAGUUAGUGCAGUAGCUGUAAACUUUCUUAUGUGUUCUAUUAAGGUGUCUAUUAUGUUUUAUAGUAAGCAUUAGUUUUGUCUAGUAUGGUUUUAACUGUUAGAAGCCAUAAGUUCUUUGGUGGAUUUUCUUUUGUUGUCUGUGUCUUUGUUUUUCUUAAAUGUCCACUUUGUAAAAUAGACUGAGUUCCGACCAUAGGUUAGAAGAUAGUGUUGACCUUUAUGGUAGACUAUUGGCUAAUUUAGGAUUAUCAAGGCAUUAUAAUUUAUCCAUAACUAUUUCUCUAUAUUGUUGCAUGCCGUGUAAUCACAGUACAAUAUAUUGUAAAUACCUUUAUGCAAUCCUUUACUAACUGCACAUGGCAUUGCCGUAGUUAUCAUGAAGCUGCGUUUUUGUCAUGUUAUUCCACACCGGAAAAAAUACUUUCAACCAGCGUUAAAUUGAAAAGUGAUAAAAAGGUGAUGCCAUGCCUAUUCUCAGAAAUGAUUAUAUAAUAUAGUGUGCUCUUUUAUUAUUAUUAUUAUCAAUUUAGGUGUGAGAUGGAGAUAAACACAAGGAACAAUGUGGAUGGAGAUACUGGUUCUUCCAGAAGAGUCUUACAACAAAUUAACAAUGAAGUGCAAACCUUAUCCGCAGAAGUCCAAGGUCUCCAGCAAGAACUUUUCCAGAUGAGGAACAACCAUUCAGGGGUUAAGUGGAAAGAUGUCAAUGGCCUAUUAUUAUAAUUUAUUAAAACACUACUGAGAACAAAGAUGUUUUUGGAAUAAUUACAGGACUUCAAAUGUCAAGUCGUAAGCUACUAGCCAGGCCUCAACAGUUUUUUGCCACUGCAGCCUAGAGAAUCCUUGGCACUUCUACCAGUGGUAACUUUGUACGAUGCAGGGCUAAAUUUUUACUCCGAAUGUCCAGUUAAUUUGUUUCCAUUAAUUAAUAAAAGUGAACAGUUUUGGGGAUCUCUUUCUUGCAUACAUCGUGAGUGUUUGUUUACACAUUCAAACCUAAGGGUUAUUUAUUUCUUUAUAAAUUACUUUAAAAUCUUUCUUUCACGUCUUACACUAGUCCUUUGUCUUUUUCAAAGGAAGUGGAUGGUCUGCGUGCUCAGCUUGGAACCAGAGUCAACGUAGAAAUGAAUGCUGCUCCAUCCAUCGACCUGAACAGAGCUCUAUCUGAGCUCAGAGAAGAAUAUGAAAAUAUGAUGGAGAGGAACCUCAGGGAAGUCGAGGGCAUGUUCUUGGCAAGGGUAAUUCUAACCAUAAUAUCAUGGAGCAACUAGCUGACAGUAAACUAUAACACUAUAACUAUAGACCCAUACCAGAUUGGUAAGAUCAGUAUUAUAUUUUUACGUGAAAUUUUUUUUUCUUGCAGAGUGCAGAACUGGACCGUGAGAUGUCUUUAGGAGCCGUACAAUUGCAGUCAGUUAAUAAUGAUAUCAUUGAUUCAAAGCGGUCUUUACAGACCCUGGAGAUCGAGCUGCAGAGCCACCUAAGUAUGGUAUGUCAGCAUGAAUUAAAAUAUGUAAACACAUAUAAAGCAACACCAUGACUAUAUUCCGCAUUUGCUGUCUUAAUUGGUUCUAAUAAUGCUUUAUUGACUACAAAGUCACUUGUGUCAGUCUUUAGAUUAAGAAAGUUUACCCUUGGCAAUUUUUUAUGCCUCCAAGUUGUGCCAAUAAUAGUAACUGCACUUGUGUCUUUUAAAUGAUGUGCAUUUUAUAUUAGUAAUAAUUCUGGAGAUAAAAUAAAAUCCUUUUAUAAUAUGAUAUUUAACAAGUCCUGCUAUUUUUGGAGGUUGACUACAUACAGUUUGGUUUAAUUGUGUUUUCGAUGAUGACCUUUUAGUUUAUGCUGAAUGCUUUCCCGAGAAAUGUUUCCAUUGCUGUAUAGGAAAUUAUAUCUCAUUCAUAUAUAAAAGAUUAAAGGCAUGUUGAAUGUUAACUCUCAAUUUUAAGAGUUACUUAAUGCGUUUGCACUGAAUCUCCCAAUAUUUCUGGGUGAGCAUUUUAUUAGACAACACACAAAUGUAUCAAUGUGUAGUGGUGGUACUCGUCAACCUUUACUUUCAACAUUUGUGAUCUAUUGUGAGUACACUACAAUAUAUCCAACCAUUGACACACAACACAAAGAAGCAAAGCCAGCUAUUUUAACUAAUAUCAUCAUGAUGGAAUAUGGGAAUUUUUUGAACUUUUAAAUAUAUUAACAAUAGUACAAUAAUAUGAUGUAAAAAAUAAAUCCCUGAAUAAAGGAUCAUAUUCUUAUUUAGUUAAGUAAUAUUGCUGUGUCAUCAUUGGCAGAAAUCAGCUCUAGAGGGCACAUUAUCAGAGACGGAGGCAACGUUUGGUUCUCAGCUUUCCCAGUUACAAUGCAUGAUUGAUAACAUUGAAGGUCAGCUGACACAGAUCCGAUCUGACCUAGAACAACAGAAUCAUGAAUACCAAGUUCUCAUGGACCAGAAGACCCAUCUAGAGAUGGAAAUCAACACCUAUAGACAUCUGCUGGAUGGACAUGACAUUCAGUGCGUAUUACAAUUUUUUGUCAAAUUUAGUUGUUAAGUAUUCAGAUCAAAAAAGGAGAAGAAAAAUGAAAUAAUGCUGGUAUAAGUGUAGUCAUCAUGAUGGAAAAGUUGACAAAACUUGGCUAUUGAUAUAUCUUCAUAUUCAUGUAUAACACCAAUACAUGGGGCACUUACCUACAUUAAUGAGUAUACAGUCACAAGUGAGCUUAAUAAACACUAGAAUAUUUUAAAUGAAUUAGCUUAUUGAACAUAACGUAAAACAUAAUAUUUGUAACUGAGGUGGGCAGUUAAAUGUUUAUAUUAAUUGAAUAGAUGAGAUAGGUGGCUGAGGGAGACAACUAAGGAGGAGAUAAUUAUUGGUCGUAAAUAAAUUACAAAAUGGGGUUUCACAGAAGGUCAUAUACCUUCUGUGAAACCACAUUUUGUAAUUUAUUUACGACCAAUAAUUAGAUGGGUUUUGGGGUACAUAAAAUUAUAAAUGAGGUGGCUGAUUAGAUAGUUUGUUUUAAUAUUAGGGUUUAGAAGGAAGAAGAUGUGCAACUAGGAAGAAUCCAGGAAGUUGGUGGUAAGGAUGUAAAUAAAGCAGAGAUGAUGAGCGUAGUUUACGUAGUAGAUUAAUAAGAAGACGAAGGGAAGUGCAACAUGCUAAUCAGAAGUGGCCAAAACAUAGAUCCCCACCUGUUACAUAACCACAGAUCACAUGUUGCUUUACUAAUUGUAAGGUUGACAGUGAAACAUUGGGAUUAUAUGUCCGCAAUAGCUGGGCAUCCAGUUUCUGGAUGCACCUUUUUUAGAGGGAUUUUUUUUAAUAGUUAAAGCAUUAUUAAUUAGUUUAUUAGUAAUCCUGAACGCAUAUUACGAAGUAUGAAGUACUAAGUACUGAAGAAUGUUGAUGUUAAGGCAACACAAUAUGUGCUGCUCUAUAUUACAGUUAAUUUCACCUAAGGUAAUUGUGUAUUUUUGAUAACAAAUAUAAUACACACCUCUCUCAUAUCAGUUCUUCUAAACAUUUCUAAAUCUUUUCACAGUAUUGCCAAUCAUACCAGUUCUGGAGGUGAGUUAUAUACAUCACAAUAAAAAAAUUACAUUUGCAACGAAAAUACUUAGCUAUGUAUUGCAAUGAUAUUUGAUAUUUCUAAACCUUGCUUAUUGAUCCAACUGUUAUACAGUAUAAAGGGAAUUAACACAGUAAAGGAGGAGACUAUAUUUAAAAGAAGAAAAACUACCACAACAAGAGGACAUAGUCUUAAAUUAGAGGGCAAAGGUUUAAUAAUAAUAUCCGGAAGUAUUACUUUACUGAGAGGGUAGUUGAUGCAUGGAAUAGCCUUCCAGUUGAAGUGGUAGAGGUUAACACAGUGAAGGAGUUUAAGCAUGUGUGGGAUAGGCAUAAGGCUAUCCUAACUAUAAGAUAAGGCUAAUGAAAGUAUUUAGAAAAUUGGGCAGACUAGAUGGGCCGAAUGGUUCUUAUCUGCCGUCACAUUCUAUGUUUCUAUGUUUCUAUUACUUUCUUAAGAUUUAAUCAACCCAAAAAUAAAAGAUGUAAUAAAGUCUGUGUGCCCAUCUAAUUUUUCCACGUCUGCUCUGUUCUAGCAUCCCAUCACAACAAGUGCAAGUAAUGGCCGUGUGCUUCUCAAUAAGCUCUUGAUGCCUCUCUAGAAAAAGAAUAACAUGAAUUGAAUCAUUAUGAAAUCAACUUCUCUGGAAUUAGCAAUCUGCCUUUAUUGUCUUUCAUUAAUUCCCUUUCCAUUCCUAAACUGAUACUGAUUAAAUGCAAGUGAAAAUCCAACACAAAAUAUAUUAGCUAUGUGUACAAGUAAAACUGAUAUUGUUCUGAAUUAUUGGACACUGUUUGCGUCAUAUUGUUCCUGAAAAAAAUAGAACUCAUCUACAGGUUGUAUAUCAAUGCAAUAUUUACAAUGACUUUAUGCAGCUUUAUCGAAGGAUGGUGUUGAGUGGUUUGCCUAGCAAAUAUUAUAUGAAAGAACAUUUGAAUUUCCAAGUACUGAAAGCAUUUUAUAACUGUUUCACGAAAUUAUAAUUCUAAGACAAUGUUGAUCGGCUGUAUAUUUUUUUGUAAACUAGUAUUUUACUAAUAUUGUAAAGCACUGCGGAUUACGUGGGCGCUAUAUAAAUGCCAAAAAUAAUAAUGAAAUAAUAAUAAUAUAUUUAUCGUUUGGAUUUAAGUUUUGUGGGAACUUUUGGACUGUAUUGUAAUUACAACUUUAUUGUAACUGACUCUACAAUUCUUAUAAAAUAAAUCAUUUUUCUUUGUCUUCUGCAAACCCGGUGGUGUAUUUGUAUUUUGUAUUAUGAAAGCUAUAUUUACUGUGCUAAGAAUUACAAUUAAGACAGAUCAACUUUAACCCCUUAAGACCGGAGGGCGUACAAUUAUGCCCUAUUUUAGGCGGCUCUAAACGCCGCCGGGCGUAAUUGUACGCCCUCCGGUCUUUUCUUACUUACUCGGUAGAUCCUCUUCCUCCGGUGCCCCUCGGCCAUGUGAGAGUGAGGUCCUUGCGAGGACCCCACAAUCACAUGGCCGGGGGUAGCUGCCUUCUGCAUUGCCAGCAGGGGGGCUGCCUGUAAUGACAGGUGGUCCCCCUGCUGGCUUGAAAUGAAAUUAAAAUAAAUUAAUUAAAAAGUAAAGUGUAAAAAUAUAUAUAUAUAUAUAUAUAUUCUUAGAUCAUAUAUAUAGUAUAUAUAUAUGAUCUAAGUAUAUAUAUAUACACAUAUACAUACACACACAUACACUGUCUAGGUGUAUUUUACUAUGUAUAUAUAUAAUUAUAUAUAUAUUAAUAUCAAAUUACACGUAGACUGUUACUGAAUAAAUAUAUAUAUAAUUAUUGUUAUAUAUAUAUGUAUAUAUAAUAUAAAAAAAUUAAAUAUGUAAAUAUAUUAAAAAAUAAAAUUAAAAAUAUAAUUAAAAAAAAAAAAUUAAAAAAUAUAUAGAUGUGUUAUUUCGUUCAAACUGUAUUGUGAUAUUAAUAUAUAUAUAUAUAUAUAUAUUUAUAUCAAAAUACACGUAGAACGAAAUUAUAUAUAUCUACAUACAUAAUUAUAUACGUAUACAUCACUAUAUAUAUCUAUAUAUAAAUAAAAAUAUUUUAAAAAAAUUAAAUAUAUAUACACAUAUAGAUUCACAUACGUAUAUAUAUACAUAUAUUAAUUCUACAUAUAUAUUUAUGUAAUUUUAUGGUGUUUUCAAAAGUUACAGCGUCAAAUAUAAGGCUUGCGUUUCAUUUUUUUCACAUUAAAAUUCGCCAGAUUGGUUACGGUGCCUUUGAGACCCUAUGGUAGCCCAAAAAUGAAAAUUACCCCUAUGAUGGCAUACCAUUUGCAAUAGUAGACAACCCAAGGUAUUGCAAACAGGGUAUGUCCAGUCUUUUUUAGUAGCCACUUAGUCACAAAAACUGGCCAAAAUUGGCGUUUUUUGAAUUUUUCCCACAAACAAAUACUAAUGCUAGCUUUGGCCAGUGUUUGUGACCAAAUGGCUACUAAAAAAGACUGGACAUACCCAAUUUGCAAUACCUUGGGUUGUCUACUAUUGCAAAUGGUAUGCCACUGUGGGUGUAAAUUUCAUUCCUGGGCUACGAUAAAGUCCCAAAAGCAACGUAACCAAUCUGGCGAAUUUCCAUUUCAAAUGUAACGUGCUAUAUUUGACCCUGUAACUUCCCAAAACGCCAUAAAACCUGUACAUAGGGGUACUGUUUUACACAUGAGACUUUGCUGAAUACAAAUAUGUGCAGUAAAAGCAAACCGUAUUAUGACAUUGACAGUUAAAAUGUCAUGUAGAACGAAAAAAGUAAAAAAAAAAAAUGUUAUUUUCUCCCAUUUUUUUCAUAUUAAAUUAUGUUUCAUAAUUUUUGAUAUUAAAUGAAAGCCCUGUUUCCCCUGAAUAAAAUGAUAUAUAAUAAGGGUGGGUGCAUUUACUAUGAAAGAGUGAAUUACGGUUGGACAGACAUGUAGCGCAAACGCCAGGUUUUUUUUACAUUUUGUUUCGUUCACAACGUGUACAUUUGGCUCCGUCCUUAAGGGGUUAAAUGUUAAGAAUAUUUAUAGUGUACAAAACAAACAAACCAACAACAACAAAAAACAAAUCUACCUCCACUACAGGCAAUGUAGACUGUGAAAUGUACAACAUCUUUGAAGCAUUGUAAAGAAGAGUUUAUUGGUUUGAUAUUUUUGAGAACGGCUAACGCAGGUAUUCACAAAAGUCAGAAUUCAAAGUGAAUUUAGAAUUUAAGGCUAAAAUCCCCCCAACUGGACGCUUGCUGUGAAUCCAGUUUGGUUACUUUGCCUAACAUUUGAAAUCCAUUCACUUUGAAUUCUCACAUUUGGGAAUAACCCUGUAAGAGUAACUAAAUAACGUAGGAAUUCAUGAAUUGCAGAUAUACAAACAAAGCAUAUUUUAAUUUUGUAAGCAUCAGUUUAUCGGGUAUCGAUUUGGUUAAAUGUGACAACAUUCUCUAAAAUAUUAUUUUAAUUCUAAGAAAAAAACUGUCUGUUUAUAUUACCAAUAUAUAAUAUUCAUCUGUGAUGAUAAAUAUAAAAAUAUAUUAAAAAUAUAUAUAUAAUUUGAGAACGACAUACUUGUAUAGUUUUAUUUUUGUGUUUUAGUGUCACAUGGGAGAGCAGCACAUUGUUUUGGUCUCUGCUGUGGCUCACCUAAUAGAAAUAGGUGGAGACCUAUCAUCAAGCCCCUAAUUCAGGGAUAGGAACCCUUCGGCAUUCCAUAUGACGUGCACUACAUCUCCCGUAAUACUCCUACAGCCAUGAUGCUGGCAAAGCAUCAGGGGGAUGUAGUCCGAAACAUCUGAAGUGCUGAAGGAUGUCUAUCCCUACUUAGUAUCUUAGGGUCACAGGUGACCUAAAAUUUUUAUUCCUUUAUUAUGUUUUCUUAAGAAACGGACAAAUGUCUUUGUCAGUGUAAUGAAGCCACAUGGCUCUCUCUAAUUGCUCUAACAGCUUACAGCAAAUAUAUGUACUGACAACAUGGAAAAUAAGUCAGUCACACAUUGGACUGCAUGAAUGAAUGAUGGUAACUGAAAAGAAUAUUAUUGCCAACUUCUAAUCGAUGAAAACAACAAAAAUCCAAAGGAAGCAUCAUAUGUUGCACGGGCACCUUUGAUGCAUGUUGGGAAAUGAUAAUGGGUAUCUUCAAAAUGUUUUGGCCCAUACUAGUGUUAUGGGCAAAUGCAAAUAUUACAAGUUUUAGAAUGAAAUGUUGUAUUUCUUAAACUGUGUACUUUGUCUUUAAGAGAUAUUGCAAACAGACAAGGUGUUAGAAAUGGAACAUAUUGUUUUUCAUAGAUGUUUCUUUAAACAAUAACCUCUUACCUACCUACAGUGCAUAAUAUGUUUGCGCCAUUUUGUCCCAGACUAAUUAAAAAAGCAAUAAUGCAUAAGCAAGCUUCAAGGCUAUGCUACGACUCUUUCAGUAUGCAAUAUACUGUGGUAACCUUAGUAGAUAAGGAUGUUCAGAUUAAGAUGGCAUCUUGAACUAAGUCAGGAAAAUUUCCAUGACAUAUGUACCCUUUAGAUAUGGCCUUGUAUGUUUGCCAAAUUAAGCGAGGUCCUAAAAUGAAUAAAGUAAAAGAAGUGUUACUUUUUCAUAUAUGAACUACGGUAACCCUAAAAUGGAGACACUUAAGGUAUAAAUAGGUGUACUUUUAAAUGUUAAGGAACGGAGCAGAGACUUGGAGACAGACGCAGCUCCAUCUUAAAAUGACAGUGAGGCUGACAUGAUGACAUGUUCAGAAGGGUAAGAAGGGUAUGUUAACCUAUUAAUGAUAUUUGCAAGCAUUUAGUUUAAUCUUAUAAACUCUGCUAUAAUGGAUUUUAUAUAUCUAUAUUUAUAUUUUUAUAUAAUAAAUACCAAAAAGACAAAACGUUAUUGCUUCCAAGACAAUCCUUAUUUUAUAUUGUAUUCUCAAUUAUUUAUAUAUGUUAAAUAGAGGAUCUCUUACACUAAUGAUAUAAAAUUAUAGCUAAGAUUUCUGUAUGGUUAGCCCUGCUAAGUUCUAUGCUUUAAGACCUUAUAGUGGUAAAUAAGGGAACCAGCCGCGGUUACACUAGUAUCAGAUAGACACCUUAAGGAUGUCGUGACACCUCAUCCAUCUAUUACGGAACGCAGAUGGAGAAAUUUGAGAAACCUUUUGUUACCCAGUCAUCUCCCCGCUAGUGCCACCUCAGGUCACGCUAAAAACUACUUACCAGCAGGCUCCUAGCAAUGUGGUCAUUGUAGUGCAUGUCCCUUUAUCAACAGACAUUAUAAGGCCUACUCCAGUAGCACCAAUAUGGAAAUGUAUAGAUCACACUCUUUCUUUAGUUGUUGCACCAUUGGAAUAGUCUAUUUACUGACAUGUUCUUGUGGCCUGAUGUAUGUGGGUAAGACAUUUUGCCUAUUUAAAUACAGAAUCCAGGAACACAUUAAUUCAAUAUGGAGAUGUCUGGAAACCCGAAUUUCCAGGCAUCUACAUCACCAUCAUGACCACUCCUCAGCUCUUAUUUAUGAGUCUGGAACAUGUACCUCAACCAACGCGUAAAGGGGUUGGUACAUUACACUUUGUCAGAGAGAGGCGUUCUGGAUUUAUAGGUCAAAAACACUAUCGCCACUUAAAUAAAGGGUUUUCUUACUCCCCCUUCAUAUGAUACAGGGACUGAUUCUGUGACUAUGUGGGUUUUUAUUGUAAGCUAGUAUGCUAUACAACAAUUGUUGUCUAAACCUUUUUUAACCUUUUUAGUUACUAGCACUUUUUAAUUGGUGUCUUUAAUCACUAAUUUUGCUCUCAUCUAAAUAUGUAUAAUGAUGACUGACUACUUGUGACAUUAUAGUAGUUCAUGUAUUGUUCAGUGGCUCUUUAUACCACUUUAUGUAACAUUUAUUAUAGAUACUCAACUUACAGCUUAUACUUAUGAUUACAUGUGGGAGGUACCUUCUAAUGGGUCAACCCACGUUGGCACUAUUCAUCCAUAAUGCAUUCACCCAUCAUGUAUUCGUCUUUUACCUGCCUUAUAAUCAUUUCAAGUAAUGGUAUUAACCCUUCUUUACAGCUAACUAGGACAUAAUAUAACUUUCUUUUCGUUGUGGUAUAAACAAGGGUAUAAAAUAUUAUGGUAACUGCCCGCUAUGUAUGUUGGUUUGCAGCAAUCGCAUGUGGGCAGUGCUUGAUGAUGGGAUGUCCCAUCCCAUUACUAUUGAACAGACCCACUCUGCGCACGUCACGGAUGCUGCCCACGUCCCACGUUGGGUCGGACCUAUGACGCUGCAUACUGACGUCUCCUGUGCAGACAGUUCGAUAUGGGCGAAUGGAUGCUGCUUUCCUGUAAUGGAUAAUGAGAACAAAUAUUGCCUAACUGGCCUACAGCUAUGCUAGUCACAGGUGGUGAAUGCCUAUUGGUGGUCUUCCCAACCCCAUUGAUUAUACACCUCCCUGUUAGGUCUGGCUACCCUUCAAGUAAGGGGAUUGGAUGAGACAUCGUUGUGCACCAUCCCCUGACCAGCUGAUUCUGUUAUGGCUAAUUGUUUAUAUGGUAUUCAAACAGACUACUGGAUGAGACAGACUACUUUGCCCCUGACGUCGGCAUUGUAUCACACCGAAACGCGCGUCAGGCUCUUUUACUGUUUUCAAUUAUGCACUUAUUUUCACGUUAGGUAGCACUUCGCCUUUUCUUUGAGUUAUCUCUGCAGGAUCUAUGGUUUAGGUAGGCAUUCUUUCUGAGUGAUAUGCAGACAAUUCCCUUGUGUCCCCAUCUAGCCUUUGACAGUACCUGUAUAUUAGCAGGAUAUCUAACCAGAGUGGAGUUACUUUUGUGCCUCUCAUCUGUCCUAUAGGGCUACCCUCUACCUGGCAUUCAGACACUGUCUUUCCUAUUUAGGACCCUUAGUUAGAUAUAGUGGCUCUAUGUUAUAGUCUUAAUAAAGGUUUUUAAUUCAAUUUAUUUUGGUUUUGCUACUAUACUUUUUUAGGUUGUACUCUUUCUCAUACUGCCCCUCUGUUGGGAGUGGAUGAGUGAACGAUAGCUAGUGCCUGCAUGUAAUGCAAAAUAAAUGAAAGGGUGGUCAUUUAACGAUGAGUUUAUCAAGCAGGCUUGGGGUUUUCCUCUUCAGUCUACCCACACUGGAACAGGAAUGUGCAAAUUACACAGUAUAUCAGAAUCAGAAAUAGUGAAACUCUCUAUACCAGUGGUCUCAAUUCAAAUUACUUGGGGGUCACUGGCCUAGUAAUCCUUUCACAUGAGGGCAGCUUGUAAAAAUCACAAAUCACAAAAUUGCAAAGAAACAUACGUAACCACAGCCGGUUCCCCUAUUUACCACUAUAAUGUCAGGGCUAACCAUACAGAUAUCCUAGCCAUAAUAUUAUAUAGUUUGUAAGAGUUUCUCUAUUUAAAAUAUAUAAAUAAUUGAGAAUUCAAUAUAAAGACAGAGACAAGUCCAUAAUUGUAUGGGGAACUGAACGUAACGACAAAAGGCUAAGUGAGGCCUUGUGAAAUUGAGGUAAUCGUAACGAGUAAGAUUUCAGUACCUGAUACUGUAUGUCAGGAACAAGGUCGACAAUCCAUAUUUUUAAAUGUGGUAAUUUGACGGCAAAGACAUGCGGCCAUCUUUGGAAGGUCUGAUGUACCUUUAUAGAGAAUAAUGGCAUGGUAGACAUCUUGGAGGAGGCGGAUAUACUCAGAUGAUUGCCAGAAACACUCCAUAUAUGGCGAAGAGGACGGACCAUCAAUCCACAGCUGUUAAUAUUUGUAAUGUAAUUAUAUUUAUUAUGUAUACUAUAUAAGAAGGUUGUUCCACUAGUUAUGAUAUGCACCUGAGGGAGACCUAUUGCAUUAGGUCGAAACGCUUUGUGCUCUAUUUUAUUUUAUUUUGUUUCAAUAAAAGUAUUUACCUUUUAUCCACUUGGCAACCUGGUUCCUGAUUGUUAUAAGAAAGAAGACUCCAGAUAUCUUCCAAGGGACCUAAAAGCUCAAAUCCACAUCUGAUUGAUGUAUCUGCCUCUAAAGUUUAGAGCCAACUAAGAAAGGCUCUAAAUAUUGUGAGUUUUUCCAAGUUUUAUAUGAUUGUAUUUGUAUUGAGAUGUAUUACCCUAUGAUGUUUUUUUUGUACCCACAGAACCUAGGGAUCUCAUUUAAUACAAGGAUAUCAUCUACCGUGUGCACAAUCACCAUAUUCCUUGUUGUUUUAGAUGUAUUUACGUGUCAUGUGUUAGAUUGUCAAUGAUACAUUGUCACUGUUUUCCAACCAUCGUAAGUGUUUACCACCACUACUUACUUUCCUUGCUCAUACUUCUUGAAUAGUUUGCCAAAAUAAGUUCAUUUUGUUGUUCAGCCCUUUACGACCCAUGUGUAAACCUGGUAAUAUGUUUUCAUUAUUAGUUGUUUGUCUAUGUUUUCUAUGAACCAUGUACAUGGACUACUCUAAGAGACCAACAUUUAACAGUCCAUAUUGCAUUUAUGGUGUAUUUUGCUGCAUGAAUCACUGCUUCUCUGUGACAAGUCUAGUAUAUCCAUGUGUUCCUCGUGAAAAAAAAAUAUAUAUAUUUAUUUUUUAUUCAUUUGGCUGCCAACUUUCAAGUUCCUUAUUCUUGAGCUUCAAGUGAAGAACUGAUUAAUUCAGCCACUUUUUAUUUGUUUUAUUGUUGUCCAUCUGUCGCUAUCUCAACAAAUAUAUAAUCCCUUUGAUCAGUUAAUUCAAGUCUGUGUCUGGUGUAGUCUGCAUGCAUCGGAUAUCAACUAUGUUGCUAUAAGAGCCAAACUGCAAAAGCUCGGUAUGACAAGGUGCGAUGAUCUAUACCUUUGAUGUACAUUUAUAAUAUAAAUUAGUAUAUUAAUAAUUGUAUUCACCACCUGUAAGCGUUCUCAUUAAUCCACAAAUUAUUUAUACCUGAAUCACAUUUAAGGCAGAUACAAACAUUGCAUGAAGGAAUGUGAUGCCUAUAAAAUACCUAUAAAAGUAACCUUAUUCUACCAAACUUGCUUCAUAUAUAAGAAGGUUGAAGUCAAAGAGACACUUGCAGUUUACUUUCUUAAGAAGAAACAUUUCCAAUUCUUCAUAUAACUCAAUCAGAGAUCAACAUGAAGCAUCAAGGCAGCUACUCUUCUUCUGGAUCCCUCAUGGUAGGCCACAGCUCUAGAGGCCAUUGUUCCUCUGGUAGCAUCUCUUCACUUCAUCAUGGAAGCUCCAAUACACUUCACCAUAAGAGCUUCAGCUGCUCUAAUACUGGUGGUUCCUAUAAAUCAUCCAGCCACCUUGGAGGAAACUCAAAACUAUCUAUCAGUUCAUCUGCUGGUCUUGCACAUGGAGGUGGAAGUGGCCAUGGUGGCCUUACAAGUCAUCUCAAGAGUUCUAACAACCACGCUCAUAACCUACUUCGUAUUAAUGAGAAAGAUACAAUGAGGGCUCUGAAUGAGCGUCUUGCCUCCUAUUUAGACAAGGUCCAUUCGCUGGAGCAGGAGAAUGCUGAGCUGGAAAGGAAGAUAUGUGAAUGGUAUGCAAACAAUGCCCCAAGCUCACUCCCUGACUCCAGUGAGUACUAUAGGACAAUUCAGGAGCUACAGAACCAGGUAAAACAAGAGAUGUAUGAGUUUAUCUCCAAUGUGGUCAGUUGUAGGAUGAUCUUACCUACAAUGCAUGUUUUAACGAGUUAAAGUAAACUUAUCAUUCAAUAAAAUAUCCAGACCAAAGUGUCUGCAAACCCUGAAAAUACGACUGUAGACAUGACUGUGUAAUAGAGAUAUAGAAAUGUUAAAUAUUCUACAAUAUUUUAUACACAUUACAUGAGAAAAUAUAUUAUAUACACUGCAUACAUUUCAUUCUGACUUGAACUAAACCAAUAUAUAUGCCAUUAAAGAUUUAUUCUAAUGUGGUUAUUUGUUGGGUGAUCCUACUUACAAUGUAUGUUUUAAUGACUUACCUUCUUAAUAAACGUACCAUUCUGUAAAAUAAUUCUAGUCUUAAAAGCUCAUGUAGAAUUUACUGUAUAAUUGAGAUACAGAGAUGUUCAAAACUGUUUUAUAUAACUUAUAUAAUAAAAAAUGUUAUACACACUAUAUGAAUAGUAUGAUGUUGUUACAUUCAAGAAUGCAGCAUUUCAAAUUCUGAACACAGAGCCUUAAAAAUCUCAUGUGGUUCAGCUUUUCUCACAUAGAAAAUAUAAUAUCAGUGUGUAUAAUCAACAGAACAUUUUCUCAUAACUUUGGUUAUAGUCAAAUAUAGUUCACGGAGACCAAAAUAUUUAAGCAAAAUAAGUAAUAUAAAUUAUUUUUAGAGAUUAAUUGAGAAUGACUUUGCUUACCAGAUUUCUUCGGCGACAAUUAACAGUGGAAGGAUAGUCCUACAGAUAGACAGCGCUCAACAAGCUUCAGAUGACUUCAGAAGCAGGUAAGUCUAUGAAGUUAUGAGAGUUAAAGAGACAAGUGAAGACUUUGCUUUAUACAGCUGUAGCAGCAUAUAUAUUGUAAAGGUGACUUUGUGUGGCAAAAUAUAAAUAUAAACAUAUAUUCAUCAAGUAUGGUGUUUAGUAUUAAAUGAAUAAUUAAAAAACACAAUAUUAAAAUAAAUCUAAAAAGCUCUAAUUUCUCACAAACAAACCUAUUUUUAUAUUGUUACAGCAAAACAUUCAGCAUAGAAUUGUACAUAAAUUCAGUUUAAUGAAAAUUCUCUCGAGUCAAUGAUGAGGUCUACCAGCACUGAAGUAACUGCUUUAGUAAUGUUCUUACUAAGUUUUCGGUUGAGGAAAGUUAGUGCAGUAGCUGUAAACUUUCUUUCGUGUUCUAUUAAGGUGUCUAUUGUGUUUGAUUGUAAGCAUUAGUUUUGUCUAGUAUGGUUUUAACUGUUAGAAGCCAUAACUUCUUUGGUGGAUUUUCUUUUGUUGUCUGUGUCUUUGUUUUUCUUAAAUGUCCACUUUUUAAAAUAGAUUGAGUUACGACCAUAGGUUAGAAGAUAGUGUUGACCUUUAUGGUAGACUAUUGGCUAAUUUAGGAUUAUCAAGGCAUUAUAAUUUAUCCAUAACUAUUUCUCUAUAUUGUUGCAUGCCAUGUAAUCACAGUACAAUAUAUUGUAAAUACCUUUACACAAUCCUUUACUAACUGCACAUGGCAUUGCCGUAGUUAUCAUCAAGCUGCGUUUUUGUCAUGUUACUCCAUACAGAAAAAAAGACUUUCAACCAGCGUUAAAUUGAAAAGUGAUAAAGAGUUGAUUUCCAUGCCUAUUCUCAGAAUUGAUUAUAUAAUAUAGUGUGCUCUUUUAUUAUUAUUAUUAUCAAUUUAGGUGUGAGAUGGAGAUAAACACAAGGAACAAUGUGGAUGGAGAUACUGGUUCUUUGAGAAGAGUCUUACAACAAAUUAACAAUGAAGUGCAAACCUUAUCCGGAGAAGUCCAAUGUCUCCAGCAAGAACUUUUCCAGAUGAGGAACAACCAUUCAGGGGUAAAGUGGAAAGAUGUCGAUGGCCUAUUAUUAUAAUUUAUUAAAACACUACUGAGAACAAAGAUGUAUUUGGAAUAAUUACAGGACUUCAAAUGUCAAGUCGUAAGCUCCUAGCCAGGCCUCAAAUGUUUUUUGCCACUGCAGCCUAGAGAAUCCUUGGCACUUUUACCUGUGGUUACUUUGUACGAUGCAGGGCUAAAUUAUUACUACAAAUGUCCGGUUAAUUUUUUUCCAUUAAUUAAUAAAAGUGAACAGUUUUGGGGAUCUCUUUCUUACAUACAUCGUGAGUGUUUGUUUACACAUUCAAACCUAAGGGUUAUUUAUUUCUUUAUAAAUUACUUUUUUUCUUUCAUGUCUUACCCUAGUCCUUUGUCUUUUUCAAAGGAAUUGGAUGGUCUGCGUGCUCAGCUUGGAACCAGAGUCAACGUAGAAAUGAAUGCUGCGCCAUCCAUCGACCUGAACAGAGCUCUAUCUGACCUCAGAGAAGAAUAUGAAAAUAUGAUGGAGAGGAACCUCAGGGAAGUCGAGGGCAUGUUCUUGGCAAGGGUAAUUCUAACCAUAAUAUCAUGAAGCAACUAGCUGACAGUAAACUAUAACACUAAAACUAUAGGCCCAUACCAGAUUGGUAAGAACAGUAUUAUAUUUUUACGUGAAUUUUUUUUUUUCUUGCAGAGUGCAGAACUGGACCGUGAGAUGUCUUUAGGAGCCGUACAAUUGCAGUCAGUUAAUAAUGAUAUCAUUGAUUCAAAGCGCUCUUUACAAACCCUGGAGAUCGAGCUGCAGAGCCACCUAAGUAUGGUAUGUCAGCAUGAAUUAAAAUAUGUAAACAUAUAUAAAGCAACACCAUGACUAUAUUCCGCAUUUGCUGUCUUAAUUGGUUCUAAUAAUGCUUUAUUGACUACAAAGUCACUUGUGUAAGUCUUUAGUUUAAGAAAGUUUACGCUUGGCAAUUUUUUAUGUCACCAAGUUGUGACAGUAAUAGUAACUGCACUUGUGUCUUUUAGAUGAUGUGCAUUUUAUAUAAGUAAUAAUUGUGGAGAUAAAAUAAAAUCCUUUUAUAAUAUGAUAUUUAACAAGUCCUGCUAUUUUUGGAGGUUGACUACAUAAAGUUUGGUUUAAUUGUGUUUUCGAUGAUGACCUUCUAGUUUAUGCUGAAUGCUUUCCCAAGAAAUGUUUCCAUUGCUGUAUAGGAAAUUAUAUCUCAUUCAUAUAUAAAAGAUUAAAGGCAUGUUGAAUGUUAACUCUCAAUUUUAAGAGUUACUUAAUGCGUUUGCACUGAAUCUCCCAAUAUUUCUGGGUGAGCAUUUUAUUAGACAACACACAAAUGUAUCAAUGUGUAGUGGUGGUACUCGUCAACCUUUACUUUCAACAUUUGUAAUCUAUUGUGAGUACACUACAAUAUAUCCAACCAUUGACACACAACACAAAGAAGCAAAGCCAGCUAUUUUAACUAAUAUCAUCAUGAUGGAAUAUGGGAAUGUUUCGAACUUUUAAAUAUAUUAAACAAUAGUACAAUAAUAUGAUGUAAAAAAUAAAUCCCUGAAUAAAGGAUCAUAUACUUAUUUAGUUCAGUAAUAUUGCUGUGUCAUCAUUGGCAGAAAUCAGCUCUAGAGGGCACCUUAUCAGAGACGGAGGCAACGUUUGGUUCUCAGCUCUCCCAGUUACAAUGCAUGAUUGAUAACAUUGAAGGUCAGCUGACACAGAUCCGAUCUGACCUAGAACAACAGAAUCAUGAAUACCAAGUUCUCAUGGACCAGAAGACCCAUCUAGAGAUGGAAAUCAACACCUAUAGACAUCUGCUGGAUGGACAUGACAUUCAGUGUGUAUUACAAUUUUUUGUCAAAUUUAGUUGUUAAGUAUUCAUAUCAAAAAAGGAGAAGAAAAACAAAAUAAUGCUGGUUUAAGUGUAGUCAUCAUGAUGGAAAAGUUGACAAAACCUGGCUAUUGAUAUAUCUUCAUAUUCAUGUAUAACACCAAUAUAUAGGGCGCUUACCUACAUUAAUGAGUAUACAGUCACAAGUGAGCAUAAUAAACAAUAGAAUAUUUUAAAUGACCUUAUAGAACAUAACGUAAAAUAUAAUAUUUGUAACUGAGGUGGGCAGUUAAAUGUUUAUAUUAAUUGCAUAGAUGAGAUAGGUGACCGAGGGAGACAACUAAGGAGGAGAUAAUUAUUGGUCGUAAAUAAAUUACAAAAUGGGGUUUCACAGAAGCUAUAUGUGCAUAGAUGGGUUUUGGGGAACAUAAAAUUAUAAAUGAGGUGGCUGAUUAGAUAGUUUGUUUUAGUAUUAGGGUUUAGAAGGAAGAAUAUGUGCAACUAGGAAGAAUCCAGGAAGUUGGUGGUAAGGAUGUAAAUAAAGCAGAGAUGAGCGUAGUUUACAUAGUAGAUUAAUAAGAAGACGAAGGGAAGUGCAACAUGCUAAUCAGAAGUGGCCAAAACACAUCCCCACCUGUUACAUAACCACAGCUCACAUGUUGCUUUACUAAUUGUAAGGUUGACAGAGCAUCAUUGGGAUUAUAUGUCCGCAAUAGCUGGGCAUCCAUUUUUUUUUUACUAGUUAAAGCAUUAUUAAUUAGUAUAUUAGUAAUCCUGAACGCAUAUUACGAAGUAUGAAGUUUUAAGUACAAUACAAUAUGUGCUGCUCUAUAUUACAGUUAAUUUCACCUAAGGUAAUUGUGUAUUUUUGAUAACAAAUAUAAUACACACCUCUCUCAUAUCAGUUCUUCUAAACAUCUCUAAAUCUUUUCACAGUAUUGCCGAUCAUACCAGUUCUGGAGGUGAGUAAUAUACAUCACAAUAAAAAAAUUAAAUUUGCAAUGAAAAUGCUUAGCUAUGUAUUGCAAUGAUAUUUUAUAUUUCUAAACCUUGCUUAUUGAUCCAACUGUUAUACAGUAUAAAGGGAAUUAACACAGUAAAGGAGGAGACUAUAUUUAAAAGAAGAAAAACUACCACAACAAGAGGUAAUCUUAAAUUAGAGGGACAAAGGUUUAAAAAUAAUAUCAGGAAGUAUUACUUUACUGAGAGGGUAGUGGGUGCACGGAAUAGCCUUCCAGCUGAAGUGGUAGUGGUUAACACAGUGAAGUAGUUUAAGCAUGCGUGGGAUAGGCAUAAGGCUAUCCUAGUUAUAAGAUAAGGACAGUGACUAAUGAAAGUAUUUAGAAAAUUGGGCAGACUAGAUGGGCCGAAUGGUUCUUAUCUGCCGUCACAUUCUAUGUUUCUAUGUUUCUACUACUUUCUUAAGAUUUAAUCAACCCAAAAAUAAAAGAUGUAAUAAAGUCUGUGUGCCCAUCUAAUUUUUCCACGUCUGCUCUGUUCUAGCAUCCCAUCACAACAAGUGCAAGUAA
This is a messenger RNA of Pelobates cultripes (western spadefoot toad), 62706 nucleotides long. Lineage: Eukaryota; Metazoa; Chordata; Amphibia; Anura; Pelobatidae. The record is from the annotation of a GenBank genome assembly.